CCAUGCACGCCGCCGCGGUCCACGUGUCGCACCAUCCAAAGUGAAACCCCAGUGAAUGGGACUAUGGGAAUUUGUCUGGACACAGGUAAGCGCAGUAAUGUCGAGUGCGAAGUUCUGAUAUAAUAAUUACGGUUUUGUCCGAUUUAUGUCGAUUUGUCGAUAAGUGGACGUGGGCGAGAAUCCACGGGACGAUCGUUUCGAUUUAGGUAAAAUAAUAACUUAUGAUCCGUAAGAAAGUAUAAAUAUAGGAAACGUAUUUUUCUUAGUUUGUGAUUUUAUUUGACAAAUAAAACCAAGUCCAAUAAACACAAUACACGUUCCUACAUUAUUACAUUUUAUCCUAUACCUGCACAUUAGAUAUGGGGAUUUUUGUUUUGGCUUGUACUAUGUGUAUUUCUUUUUCCCGAGGGCGUCCUAGAACAUUUAAUAUUAUAAGGUGCAUUAUACAGUUUGUUGGGUUAGGUCAGAUUCGGACGAAACUGAUCCGGCUGGCAUUCAAACGUAUGCAAUAUGUAUCAUGGUUGAAAUAUGCAAAGCUAUUGCAUAUAUAAUAUUUGAUGAUAAAAACAAAAAUACAAGCGUAAAGAGAGCCAAUAAUAAUCAAACACUUACCAUACACACGGUAUUUUGAAUCUGUUAAAACUAUUAUUUUAUACGUAAACUAGGUUAUGUACAAAAUUGUAUUAUUUAUAGUAAUAUUACAAUAAUUCAUAAUAUUAUAAUAAAAUAUAACGUGUAAUAAAUACCUACUAUACUAAAUAAACACUAUUAUUAUAACAAGCUAUACAUUUAUAGGUACAACUAGGAGGGUGCUGGGCGGUCUUGACUACCCCCAAAUUUAAAAUUAGACGAUGGGAGCCAUAAUUUUAGCACCCCCGAAAUCUGUGGUCUAUUUGCACCUAUGGCUAUAAUAUCUAUUCCAUAUUUAAACGAGCCACAAGUACGAAUUUUUAUGCCAACGUAUUUUUCAUGAUAAGAAAAAUUGAUAUUUGUUACAGCCUUUUGUAACCAUUUUGUGGAUUGAACCAUUUAUGCAAUAACCUGCAUCUGUCAACCAUGAUAUAUACCUAUAACAACUGUAAUUAAGUGUUCGUGUUUACCGCUUUUGGAAAACUCUACUUAAAAAGCCCAUAUACGAUCAUUCAAGAUUUUUAAUUUAUAUGGUUGCCCGUUUAUACAUGGCGGAAGUGGCAUAGCGUGAGUUUCUACUUAAUGUAUGCAUAGAAAAUAUUAAAUCCGUGAAUUUGCGGAGGGCUCUGCUCACACACCCCGCGUUAUGUUUUUGAAAUGCAUUAUACGUUUUAAUACAUUAUUCGGUAUAACAUGUCAUUUUUUGUUUGAAAAAUUCAUCGGAAUGAAAAAUCAUCAAGAAAAAUCAAUUCCUUGCGUACCAUCAUUUACUUUUAUUACAAAUCGUAAAAUAAUUUAAUUGAUUCGUCAAAAUUAAUUCCGCAAAUAGCGGAAUAAUGUGCGGAACUGCCGUGAAUCGCAUGCAAUAUUGAUCCCCGCAUACACGAGUAGGUAGGUAGUAGGUAGUAGGUAGUAUACACGACGAGAUUAUGUUUUGUUUAAAAAUUAUUAUUAAUAAAAAAAUAAUAAAUAUAAAUAAUGUAUAAUAAAAAAAAAAAAAUUAAAAUACAAAUGUAUGCCUGUACGCGCACACAAUCGCCAACAUGCAUACUGCGUACGUAUAAAAACUCGGUAGAUACUACUUAUAACAUUAUAACUGGGGACGGACCAGAACCACGUGUGAAAACCAUGGGUUGAUAUAGAAAUUAACCGAUGUAUUGGUUAAAAAACCCGAUUUAUUAAUAUUUUUUUUAUAAAUUCAAAGGCAUACUAGUUAGGUUAGGUUUAAAAAAAAAAGACUGCCUAGGAUAAUGAAGACGAAUGCAGCCACUGUUUUAGAUAAUUGAAUGUACACCUGUACGCAACAAUAAACAAUGGCUUACGAAAAAAACGAUUCUGAGUGAAGUUCAGUUGAUAGUGAUUUUUUAAAAUUUUUAUUUACUUUUAAAAAUUGUAAAGUCUUUCCAUGAUGAAUAUUGAUAACAAUACUUAACACACCAAUCAAAUAUAUAAUUCGAUUAUUAAAUUAGGCAAAUUAGGUUCAGGACAUAAACACUGUACUAAUAAAAAGAUUACCUAUAUUAUGAUUUAACCAUAUUAUGUUUUAACGGACUUUUCGUUUAGAAUAUAUGUUUGGCAAAUAAUAAUGCAGAAUUUAUUUAGUAACUUUAGACCUUGAGGAAACCAUCGGCUAGAUUUUGACUCUCGGAUAGUAGGAAUCUCUGUAAGUAUAAUUUUAUAAGUUAUAAUAUUUGUAAUAUUUCAGUUACGAUUAAAUAAUAUUCAAAUAAAAGGAGAAAGGCCAACGCCUUAAGUCCUCAAAACGAUACUGACUGAUGAAUAUUUUGAAAGGAAAAUACACGUUUAUAAAGUUAGGUUUUUAAAAGAAAUAAUUACCUAUAUUGUUUUGCUUUUUUUUUUGUUUACGAAAAACUUAUUUAGAAGUCAUUUUUAAUUAUUUUACUCGUUCCUAAAACUAAUCUCCUUCCAUCUGUGUAUUCUUAAGUAUUUAUUACGUAUAAUUAUUUAUUUGCACCUACGAAAAUAUCAAUAAUUAUUAGUUUUCACAUCUAAAACUAUUUUAUGUAUUUAUUUACUAGCACAUGAAAUAGUUGAACCGCAUAAACUAUACAUUUUACUUUUCGAUAGACAAUUUAUAAUUGUCAUAUUCCUACACGCAAGACUAUAUUUAAAAAAAAUGUUCGAGGGGGGGUUCCAUUUUUUUUAUAAAUUAACUAUUUUAAAAAAAUAAACGCUUUUUUUACUAUUGAAAAAAAUUCAGGGAGAACGGGGCGAUUGGUUUUUGGUUCCCUCCCUAAAUACGGUCUUUUAAGUAAAGAUAUAAAUGGAAGAAAUUGUAUUUAAAUUAUAUGCGUAGAAUGUAAAUUAGUGGAUAAAAAUUCAAGGGAAAGCGGGAAACCCGAAAUUCGUCGGAUGGACGGAAUUAACCUUUAAGCAAGCGCAUGACUUUUUUUAACGUGCAUAGUCCCGUGGGUAAAACAUGUAUAGGAAGUUAAUUUUGUUUUAAUUCAAAGACAUAAUAGGUUACCAAAUGAUAUAUAAAUAUGGAUAACAAUUUAAUAUUUAAAAUAAAAUAAAUACAAAACUAUGUAUUAUUAAUUAUAUUUUUCGUAAUAUAUUUAUACGUUUUAUUUUUGAUGGAGUCAACCUCACGUGACUGCUCAAGGAUUAAAGAAGAUCUGGAGGAAAUAUCAACUAGGAAUAAUGCAUUAUUUAUGUACAUUUAGAAAUAGAGACAAAUGGAAGUAAGUUGCAGUGUCGCUAGCUAAGACUCUGGAAGAGUUAUUAAGCUACGGAAAUGAGAGAGAGAGAGAGUGAGACAAAGAUCGAAUACAAAUAAUUUAAAUGAUAUUUGAUUGGUCUGAAGCAAUGUAAGAAUAUAUGAGUUUUAUACCCAAAAUAUUAUUAUAAAUAUUCGAAUAUAUAUAUAUAAUUAUUUUUGUUAAUAUUAUAUUUAAAUUCCAUGUGUAAUAAACAAGUAACAAUAGUCGUAUGUAUAUUUUAUUAAUUGUGCCUAUUGCUAUAUUUAUUAUGGUAAUAAAAAUAAGCGUAUAUUUUCAUUUUAUAGGAGCUAACUUCCAUAGUAUUAUUAUUAAGAGGCCGCUACACUCGCAUCUCCUCUUUCAGUAUAACUAUCGGGUGACAUAAUAAAAUUACUUAACUUAAAAAGCGAAUUAUGAUAGUUAGGUUGAAAUAGGAGUUUAGAAUUCUAUUGACUGCUGUAAAAAUUACAAUCUGAUCUAGAUAAUUUCGACACCUGGUCUAAUAAUUUGGACCUUCAGUACCACCCCAGUUAAAUUUUCUUUCAGAAAAAGUGCUACAUUCGUAAAUCGGAACAAGGUUUCUGGUAAAAAAGUUGUUUACAGAUAAAAAAAAAUAAUACAAAACCAACAUCAUUUUGAAACCAAUACAUUCCUUGCUCCACUCAGAAUCUAAAAUUGAUACAUGUUUAAUUGAAUCAAUGGAUUAAACAAUAUUAUAUUUGUAUUAUUAAUUUAAAUUAUGACUAUUUUACCAUACAAAAAUUGUUAUUUUUAAUGAAUCGGUGGGAAAGUAGUUCUACUUAUUGUAACAUAACAUUGUCAUGACAUUAUGUACCACAUAAAAUGUCGAACUUUCUACAACCACAUUUUUUUGUGGUGCACUUUUUUUCGUAACCGUCUAUACUCUUGCCCACCAAUUGAUGAAUAUGAUUAAUUUUAAAAAUAUAAUAUAUUUUGAAUAUACGUAACAACGAAAAAAUUUGAAUUAACACAUUUAUCCACUGACCUCUCCAAUUCUAUUUUCAAAAACGUUUCAUUGUUUCAAACGAUUUUAUAUUACGUCAUAAUAUUUACAAAUAACAAUGUUUGCAUUGUUAAAGCAAUUGGUUAAUCGAAUAAUAUAUUUUUAUAUUUUUCUAAAGUUCACCUUUUUUUAUUUUUUACAUUUUAGGAUUUCGUGUAAUAUAUACCUACUUACAUAAUACAUCAAUCAAACUCGAUUGCUAUCAGGGUAAAAAAUACAAUAAAAUAUAAGCAGGUAGGUUUACGGGGUGAGAAAGACAUGACACUCCUAAAUAAUAAUCAAGCGUAGAGUAACUGGGUAAGUAUAUAAGACCUAUACCUAUAAAUUUAUAUACUUAUAUUAUAUAGGUAUAUGUAACUCAUUUUCAUAAUAAAAAUGUCGAAAAAUUACGCUAUGCGUAUAAUAAUAUUUAAUAGGCACGCGUAAUAAAAUGCAGUAUAAUAAUAAGUAUAUACCUAGGCAUUUUGAAAAAGAUACAUUUUUUUCGCAGUUGGGUUAUUAUAGGUUUUUCUCUUCAUCUACGCAUAUUAUAGUAUUCUACAUUUUCUAACCGAAAAUAUUAUUGUCUGUACGAUGACAUAGUAUAUAAUAAUAUAAUAGUAGGUAAUAAAUGUAUAAUAAUUUACAAUUAAGGUAAACAUAAUAUACAUAAGAUAUACAUAAGAUGUAGAUAGGAAGCGACUUUUUUCCGGUUCCGUAUUGGCCGAUGAAGUUUGCACAGUUCCCGCUCCCCGCCACCAUGUACAUGAAAUAUUCCAUUAUACUAACAUACACUCAGAGUGCACACUAUUUAAUGUACACUCGAUUUGACGUGAAAGUCGAUGCACUUUGUAGUAGAUAUUACAUCACACACAAUACUUGAAUAGGUAUACCUAUUCAACUUACGGAAUUGUUAAACCGUGAACAAAAUAUUUUUGUUUUGGCUUUUAACCUUGAAACUAUGAAAUGUUUUGAAAAAAUAUUUUGAGAUCCGUGAUUUUUUAUACGGGGUGAUGUUUUUUCUUCACAAUCCCACGAUUAUCUUUACGAAAAUAUUGAGUUUUGUUUUGAAAAUCGAUUUUAGAUUUUUCUGCUAUUAUAAUAUUAUAAGAUCGUAACUCAGUAUUGCAUUCACAAUUUUUAUUAUUUUUUCUUUACAUUAUAAACACAUAUUGACUUAAUUUUCAAAUAAUUUAAUAUUAUAUUAUCACUCAAUACUCAAUAAACAUAAUCGCUGGAUCGUGAUAAAAAUGAUCCUGUAUACUCGGGAACGAGCUCCAGAUUACAGCUUGUAUUAAAUGUCAACAUAAUAUGAUCCAGUAAUUUACAGCACCGGCGGGAAGGUAGGACAGUUUGGACCUUUUUUGUCCAGAGUCUCGCGCUUUAUGAAAUCUGAUUUAUCAUCCAUAUUACAUAAUCGAGACAAUGUUGUAUUAUUAUUUAACAUUUUUACUUUAAAUACACGUAGGUAAACUAUUGCAGAGAACUAUAAAAAAUAGCUUCUAAUAUUGAUUAUCGAAAUGCUUAUUAUAGAUAACUUCGAUUCAAAAAAUCAAGAACAAACAUAAAUAAUAAAAUAGCUUUUAUAAAGAAGAUUUGUAUUAUUAUUAUUAUUAUACUUCUGCUAUUUUAGAUUAAUCCAUACACAGACACGUUUAAUAACUUUGGCAAUUCAUUUGAAAAUAUGUAAACGUUUUCGUUCUUGAUAGGUAUUUAAUUAUUUUUUUACAUGGUGUUACGUUUUAAAUUCUGAGUGGAGCGAGAGAGAAGCUUAUGGUUUUACAAAAAGUGUUUAUUUUUUUUUCCACGCAACUAUUUUACCAGAAAUCAUGCUUCGAUUUUUAAGUGUAGCACAUUUUCUUUUCUAAAAGGGAAUCAGUGUAGGGAGGUACUUUAAGGAGGUCAUUUUUUGAUUUUCUUAAGAAUUUUCUCAUUAAAUGUGAAAAACCGAAAAAGAACGGAGAAAAACGGCAAAAUUUACGAAAUAUAUUACUAAAAUAUAACGAUUUAUUUCCUGUGCACAACUUUCAACAGACAUUUUCCUCCUACGAUAGCAUUUUUCUAAAAGGAAAUUUCACUACUUUCCUAAAUUAAAAAGUAAUUUCACUGUUUACUGGAAUAAAUCUUCAAUGGGUUGACGGAAAUCAAAAAUGUCAACAGCGAAAUUUAUUUAAACUAAUGCUCCAUAUAUUCAUGGUAUUUUCAGUAUGGGUUGCCAAUUGAAAAUCAAAAAUGGGUAGUGGUUUUAAUCAAAAAAAUAAGGGUGAUCAAAAAUAUCAUAAAUGUAAAAUUGUAGAGCUGUUUGUUUCUUAAAUGUUCUUUAAAACAAAUUCCAAAAAAGUUAAUACUUUUUGAGAUAAUGAGUGUACUCACUUAAACGGAACAUCCCGUUCCUGUAUGUUAGGUUGGUCCAAAAAUCUUAUUUACGAAAUUAAAAAUGUAUACUCAAUAUUUUAAGUGAUUAGUAUAAAUAAUUUUGUAAAAAUGUUGACUUGCCCGCACCGGAUAAGGGUUAAUAUACAACGACACUAAUCGAAAUACAAAUAUUAUUAUAAUCAAACUAAUAUCGGUCUAAAAUAGUAUAGCUAAGUGUGUGUCUGCCUUUUCGGGUCGGUAUCAUACCAUAUGAAUUGGACAACAUUUUUGUCUGUCGUGGCUUGUGGUGUCGUGCCAUACAAGUGCGAAUCGAACCCUUCUCACGUAUAAUAUAGACACAUAAUAAUAUACAGGCUAUAGGUAUCUAAAUAAGCACAUCACUAUAAUAGCCAACAUAUUGAUACCCGACAGCAUAAUUUGUCAAGUAUUAUGAAAUAUUAUGUUAUUUCGUUCGACAAAAGCGUAUAAUAAUAUUGUAUUAUACUUAUACACCUAUCUAAACCUAUAUGUAUAAAAUAUAGAAAAACGAAACUUUUCUCGGUAUUACAAUACAAUAAUAUAGGUUCAGGUCGUAUAUAUAUAUGGAUAGGUAGGUAUAACGUGUAGUUUUCAUAGGUAAACUAUGUUUUCUUAUACAAAUUUAAUAUUAUUAUUAUUUUUAUACUGAUUUAUAGGUUUUAAUAACAACGAUCAUAUAAUAGCCAGGUAGACGUACCAAGUAAAAGUCGCUUGAAUAACAUACCGUUAUGAAUAACGCGUAAACAGUUGUUUGACGUGAUGUUAGCGAGUUAUAUUAUUUUUAACGUCAAAGUCAAUAUAAUAUGUGUGUAACAGUAUAUAUAUAUAAGUUAUUGAAAAAAAUAAAUUUUUUUUCAACAUUUAGAUAUCAACUAUUAGCAUGUAGAGAGUAAAGUAUAAUACAUGUUUGUUUUUUGUGUAUUUUAUUAUAUUUCAUAAAUCGAAGACGAAUAAAAAAAAAUCAAAAAUUUUAAAAACUUUUAGAAUGUCUAUAUAACCUUACCCAUUUAUUAUUAAUGGAUCACAAUACAUAAUACACGCUUUGUGUUCUUAAAAGCCGUGGCGUAUUUAGUGGGGUAUUAAAAAGAUAUAUCCUGCAGUAGCGGGUCUAAAGAUAAUUUAAGAGAAGGAUAAACUGAAAAAAAUUUCGUAAGUCUAUUUGUUUAAAAUGUACUGCACCUACUUGCAGUUUAAUGCAUUUAAUUUAGGUAGAUUUAUAAUAAAAUGGUUUUAUUAUAACGAGUACAUGUGAAUUUUGUUUGUAUCUGUGAACAACUUUUCUACCAGAAAUCUUGCACUAAUGAAAAAACAACAAUUGAAAUUUUUUUUUUGUAUAAUUUUGGAUUUAUUUAGUACUUUGAGAUUGUUUUCCAGUAGCCGAUUUACGGAGGAGGGGGUCCAGAUCCCUUGGACCCGCCCCCAGAUGCUGAUAUAUAUACAUAUAUUUAUAAUUUAUGUAACGCACUAUACACAGGGUUUGACUCAGAAGGUAAUAAAGAUAAAUAAUAUAUUUCAAAUAUAAGUAGGUUGAUUAUUAAGAAUGUACUGAAAUAAUAUAUUCAAGAUUGUAAACACAGGCUAAUGAUCAAGAAGUUAAAACCUUUAUUCCUUAAAAAAUAUAUAUAUAUAUAUAUAUAUAUAUAUUAAAUAAUAAUUAUUUGACACUUUUCAACAAUGUAUACGAGUUUUAUACCAUCGUACCUAUUUUUAUAGUUUUGAUAAAAUCGUUCAUCGUAGUUUUAAUUCUCAAUAUUCAGUUAUCUUUCGAUAGUGAGUUUAUCUGCGAUUUUUCCACUAUUUCUAUGGGGGACAAUAUUGUCAAUAUAAUAACACUAUUCAAAAAUUAAAAUUCAGUAAACACUUGUUUUUAUAAAAAUAAAAAUAAUAUAUUUGAAAAACAUUAUUUUUUAAGACUCCUCCCCCCAGAAAAAUUUUGAAAAUCCUCCACUGCUGCGAUCAUUCAAUGCGAUCUUAUUCUAAAAAAAUGUAGUACUUAUUUUAAAGUGUAAUACAAACCGUCAGUGGUGAAUCCAAGGAGAGGGCACAGGAGCACCUCCCCUCCCUGUCAAUGGACUACAAUUUUUAUUUAUGUAUACUAAUUUAAUUUAAUACACAAUUUAUAAUUAAUUUACCGAAAAUAUAAAUAAUGUGCUCUCCUUUUAAAAAAUGUCUGUAUCCGUCACUCCAAAUCGUCAAGGUUCAUAUACGGCGAUAAAACCUCCGCCGCCGCGUCGCCAUGCCUUUUUAUUAAAAUUAUAUUUACGUCACACGACUGAGACCGUGUCGGAUUUUAUUUUUUUAUUUUUUUUUUUUUUUGUAGCAUGCAAUAAUAAUUAAAAAAAAGAAUUACACAUUUCAAAAAUUAAUAUGAUUAUCAUAUAUAAACGCCCCCCCCCCACCGCCCAUCUGAACUCGGAUUCGCAUAUGUUAGAGGUCAGAUAUUGAUUCUUCCUGUGUAUAUAUAAUAUAAUUUAUGAACACGCGUACACAUGUAUACUGUCGUAAAAGUUUUCGCGAGGUUAGACAAUGACCGUGACCUAUUUAUUUUUGUAUUUAUUUUUUUCGAUAACAAGCUACUAUCACUUCUAUGCCUAAUGCCUAUACUGUAUAAUCAACCCAUUUGCAGAAUUCAAAAAAAUCAUAGCGCCAGCAAUCAAUCCUUCUUUUUCUUUUUACGUUUAUUUACGUUUAUUUGUGUACGAAAUAAAAGUAGAUUUUGUAAAUGUAAUCGUAAUAAGGUUGUUAUCACUGGAUCGUUUAUUCGGUGUGUAUGGUGUUUGGACGAUAUAAACAUUUGCACCUUGUACGCACUAUAAAAAUGAAUCAUUGACCUUAAAGGCGGGUCCACAGCAAACGCGCACCUGCGCUCAACGAUCGACGUUGCUGUAACGUAAACGUACCGAUUUACCGACAACUCGAUUCGCCCACACAUUCGCCGAUCAUUUUGCAGACUCCCGAUUUGCCAAUAAAUUAUUCAAGCCAUUUGGUGCUGGAGGAAAACAGGCAUUUGAUAUAUGAAUUUAUUUUUUAAAACAAUGGUCAAAACUAAUCUGUUGGACUGUUUUUGAAACUUGAUGGAACUUAAAAAUGUAAAAUAAUCCUUUUUUCUAUGAUUAUACGUAAGAUAGAGUAAAUUAGUCAUGUACUUGGCACCAACAAUUUCAAAUUUAAAUCACUUUUUAAAUUUUCUCUAACAAAUUCCAACAAUAUCUUACAAUUCAAAGUAGAGAUUUUUGGAACAUUUUUUUAUUACUUUGUGGCGCAAGCUUUACGCCAGCUGCGCAAAUUAAAUAAAAUGGUAUAUAGGUAAAAAAAAAAAAACGGUCACUUUUAAGUUUUUUCAUAUAAAAAGACUUAUACAAAAAAUGGUUAAUAAUAUCAACUUGGGAAUACAAAAAACGUUUUUUUUUUUUUUUUUAAAAAAAUACAUACAAUUUGACUAUCCGCAUGAACAACUUGGAACCAAAUUAUAUUUUCGACGUUUAAGGGAGUCUAAACUACUUUAAAAUGUUUUAAAAUUAAUUUAUAAUGUCCCAACAAAUCACAAGUGCAACGUUUGUUGUUAUACACAACUCACUUAAACCAAAAAAAAGACACGGAUAUACUUCACACAAUGAGUGAGCCUAUGUUUUAGGUGAGAAUUUGGGAAGGUAGAAGGGAAAUUUAAUGUAUAUACGUACUUGACGAUUAACCAUUGCUAACGAAAAACAAUUUUGAUCGGAGUUCGGUUAAUAGUGUUGCUUUAUCAACAAUAUAUAUGUGAUAUUAUGGUAAAAUAAUUACAUUUGCAUUAUAUAUUUUCUUCAAUAUUUGUUUAUUAUUGUACUUAUUUUUCUGUUCUUUUUAUACGUUUUUUCCGGUUUUUCCCAUGUUUUUUUUUCCAUUUAUCAUGAAAACAGCUGGGGAAAUCAAAAAAUAACCAGUAAAGUAUCAUAUAUAAAGUAUCACUUCAGUCUAAUUAUCUUUUAGAAAAAGUGCUAUGAUUAAAAAUCGGAGGAAAAUUGCUGGUAGAAAAGUUGUCCACAGAAAAAAAAACAUCAUUGCGUUAAACCAAGAAUCCGCUCAGAAUCUAAAAGCAAAAAGUAAACGGCGUACUUUUUGGAAUACUCCUGUUCUAAAAUGUAGAAAAAUGUAUAAUAGUGCACAAUUACAAUUUACUGUUGCAAUAACAAUACGAUACUGACGAUUCUCGUCCGAACCAAAACAACACCGAACACUGCGUUUUUUGUUUCUCGCGAACAACCGCGCAAUUUAGACGAACACGUUCGUCAGUUUGCGGACAAAAUUCACGUUGCAAAACGUUUUACACAUUUGGUGUGUACCCGGUUCAACAAAUCGCCUAAUCUAAUCAAUUACAUGUAUGCAUAUAAUAUAUAUGUAUAUUUGCUACUUGUUUUUAUCACUUGAUCGACAUGAAGGUCGUGACUCAAAUAUAUAAGGGGUGAUACUCUCCUCGAGUGAUACGGUCAAUCGAGUGUGGCAAACAAUCUAGUCAUUUAAUUAUAUGUUUUAAUUCGCCAGGAAUAGUGGUAUCUUUUAGAUUCUGAGUGGAGCGAAGAAGCUUAUGGUUUUACAAAGAUGUUUAUUUUUUUUAUUAUCUGCGCGUAACUUUUUCACCAGAAAUUUUGUUCCGAUUUACAAUGUUAGCACUUCUUCUAAAAGCAAAUUUGACAGCGGAGUUUUUCACAAAUGUUAAAAACCGAAAAAUAUGAAAGAAAAAGGGGAAAAUAUAUUAGUUUUUCUGUGGAUAACUUUUCUACCAGAAAUUUUGCUUUGAUUUACAACGUCACUGCCAAUUAAAUUUUAUGAACGUGCACCUGUACUUUGUCUGACUUUGACGUUACUUCUGUAGCUUAAAAGAACACCAAGAUUUCUUCAUUAAAUAACUUAUAAUAUCCAGAAAUACAGUAUCUCCUACGAAGAUAUACUCAUUGUAAUAUCUCCGAAGAUAAUAAAGAUAAUCAAAUUCGAAUAAUUGUAUAUUACACGCAGGGAUAAGGACUACAAUCUACAAAUAUUUAUAUUUCAAUUGGUUUCAAAUGUUUUCGUAAAGAAACGUAAAAAAAACUUUUUAUUUUAUUAUUUUUGAAAAAUUUGAAGAUAGCCAAUUUAUAGAGUUUAUUAUUUUGACCAUUUCGAUGUAUCAAAUUUUUAUUUUCAUUAAAUUCGUGAUUUUUAAUAAUUUUUUGAAGUUCCAAGAAAAAUGUGUUCAGUCAAAAUAAUAAUAAUAAUCAAUUAUCAAAUGCGAUUACAGCCUGCUUCUUUUCUUGAACUUUAAUAAAAUGACUAAAAAUCACGAGUUUAAUGAAGAUAAUAAGUUGAACAAAACUUUUAUAUAAUUAAAACAAAAUAAAACAAAAUUUUGAUUAUUUUUAUUAUCUCAGGAGAUAUUGCAUUGGGUAUAUCUUCGUCUAUAUUUCCGGUUAAUUUCAGAUAUUCUGGUUUGUUGAACGGUUGCAUAUGAAACAUUUUAGUUCACUUAAUUUUAUCUUAUUUAAUAUUUUAAUCACGUAAGCUGCAAUAAGUUCGAGACUGUAUCAUGGUUUAAUAUGUUUUGGUCAUAUUAAUAGGAACGUAUUAACAAAAGAAAAGAAUUACAAUUGACCUUACAUCUUUAUUAUAACAACAAAUAAAACUAACUCAGUUACAUUAUAUUAUACUUAUACUACUUUUAGUUAGCGGAUGACAAACAAACAAUGCCGUAUGUAUACCAAGAAUAGUAAUAAUAAUGAUAUAAAUAAACAAAACUAACGUAACCAAUACAUUAUACAAUACAAUGUUACUAUAUCAAUGAUAAUGAUUAUCACAACAGAUUGUUCAGUAAUAUUUGUAAGAAUAAAUGUCGACGUUCCUCUCAGGUCUUUCAGAAAUCCUCGCCAAUUUUUAUAUAGAUUGUCACUGCCAAAAUUGUAGUCUAAAUGAACCGUUAAAUGUAAUAUUACCAUCCUGGAAUCGUAUAAAAAUUAUGAUUAUAAUUUACAACUUUCAUAAUUAUUAUCUUUAUUUUUUACAAAAAUUAAAUCUAUAACUUAAUAAUGAUCCAUUGUAGUCAUGAUUUUCAUUUGUUUUAUAUUGUAUCGUGUUGAGUUGUGUUACAUAUUUUAUCUUUUGUAAAAAUAUUACUGUAGGUAAUGUUGAUCCUCGGGGCGUUAUUAGUUAUAAUUGUUAUAAAUAAAUAAAUGUCCAAAAUUAUUUUGGUCGUAAUCGUUGCAUAUUUUAUUUUUUUGGUACUAGGCUCUUCAGAAAUUAAUUUGUAUCGUUCAACCUGCAUGUCGUCUACGAUAAGAGUAAUAAUUAAUAAUAUAAUAUAUUAUUAUAUUUACUUGAUGUGAAAAAUCAUUUAUUAUGAAAUAUUUUGUCAGAGUAACAUUUACUGGAGUUAUUUUUAUCGGAGGUAUUUCGACGUAGAACCUUCCAUACGUGUAUCUUCGAAAAGUGAUUUCUAGUAUUAAGUCCAGUUGUGGUCAAAUGAUUUUUUCAUGGGAAGAAAGGGAUAUGGAUAAUUUAUUAGAACUAUUACAGUUAUAAUUAACUAUUAUAAUAUUUAUAAUUUGCAUAAUCUUUUUUUUUAUAACUAUUAAAAUAUAAUAUAAUAUACAUGGCGAUUUUUAAUUAGGUUCACCCCGUUGUAAUGGUUAAAUUAUGCAUACAUUCAAACUCUGAUUUUUGGAAUUCUUAAUUCUAGUAAACGACAAUAUUUUCGUACGCUUAGAUUUUUUACAACAUUUAAGGAGUAUCCUAGAGCGGCAACAACUUGAAAACUUUAAAAUUAAACUCAAUGAUUUUUCAAAAAUUUUAACUUAUUGUAAUUGAAUUUUGAACAAAAAGUUGUUGAGCAAUUUUUUGUCUAAGUUGUUACCGCCACAGGAUACUCUAUGAAUUUUUCGAAAAAUUUAAGUAUUCGAAAAUAUAAUUUUUCAAUAUACUUAAUGGUUCCAAAAAUUUGAAUUUAUGCAUAAUUUAAUCAUAAAAAUUGGAUGCUAUAGUUAAAAUAAACCCUGAAAAUUAUUGAAAACAUUUAAGCAAAAUGAGGUUAUGAGGGAGAUAUACCACCCUAAUCCCUUCCGUUUGACCGCCCCUAGUUGAGUCCAACGCUAUUCGUGUAUUGACCUAAUAUACAAUAAUAUAAAUGUUUACAUUGUACAGAACAAAUAUGAAUUCAUAUUAUUAGAUUCCACGUGUCACUCAAAGUAUAAAACAAAUUACCUUUACCUAUAUGUCUACAAAACUAUUAGCCGCAUUUGGACAAAUAAUUUUUAUGAUUCACCGUAAAAUAAAUUACAAUAUUCAAUUGUCGAUUAGUGUAUUAAAUAUGCAUUUUUCUAUUUCUUAAUAAAGUAAUUAUAUUAAAAAAAAGCUGAUUUUGGGGCUUUUGUUGUGGGUAAAAAAACAGGAAGGUAGGAUACAUAAUAUUUAAUUUAUACCUGUAACCAACUAUGAACCAUUUUAAAUGAAAAACGAUUCGGAAUAAAGUUCGAUUGCAUAGGUUUUGAUAGACCAUUAUAAUUACGAUUUUCGUCAAAAGUCUUUUAUAUUAAAAGAUUCUUAAAAAAAUGAGAUAAUGACUUAUACCUUCUGUCAAAUUUUCAAACCAUUUUGUUUAGCCAAACAAAUUUGUUCAUAUAUUUUACCAAAUAAUAAUUACGUAAAAUGCUCACAAAAUUAAAAUAUCUAUAAAUAGCUUAAAAAUAACUCAAAUGUUUUGAACAUUUUACAACACAUAGAAAUUCCAAACAUAAUUUUUCUGUCAAAAUUGCAAUUCUCUAUGAAUAUUUCUAACUGAAUUACAACAAACAAACAAAAAGUAUUUUUUAAAAGGGACGGAAGUAGGUGAGAAGUUGAAAAGAUUGUAUACAUUAAUCAAUUUAAUUUAUAUUUUUAAACAACAAUAAACCAUUGCUAACGAAAAAAAAAUUCUGAGCAAAAUACCAAAUAGAUAAAAUUUCCUUUCAGAAUAGAUGCUACUUGAUAUAUCAAAGCAAGAUUUCUAUUUUACAUUUUUUACAUAAUAUAAACAAAAAAAAAAUAUAUCAUUUUAAAACCAAUACAGAGGUGGCCAAAAGUCACGCAACGCCUACCGUCUUGUAUGGAACGUGCGUUACGGUACAGUUUCUCCCUCCAUGUCAUUUCCGUUACGUCAUAUUGCAACUUUGGUCUCGUUAUCUUGUUUACGUACAACAACUGAAAGGUUUAUAAAAAAAACAACAUAUUUAACAUAAAACAGAACAGUUUUAUAAAAACUGUGUUGCAAAUUUGUUGCGUGACUUUUGGCUACCUCUGUACAUUCGUGUCACUCUGCUCCGAAUCCAGAAUAAAAACAAUAAAACUAUUAUUUUUAUAAACUUUACAGUUCUGUUCGAUUUUGCUCAAUUAUUAAAAAACUACAGGAAAAAUAAAAAAACGAAUUACUUACUCACCAACAAAAUUCAAAAUGUAACAAUAAAAGUCUCCUAUCGCUAUUGGGUCAAUAUUUCAGUGGCGGUUAUAAGAGGGGGAGUGCGAUAAAUGGAUUGCCCUUCUCAGGUCCGUUUUUUGUUUAUAAUAAAUAAUUGAAUGAGGAUUAAUCAUGGAAAUGCUUGUGAGCUGAACUUGAAAAUAUUAGAGAAAGGUUAUGGGCUCUCCAAAAUUAUUGUCUAUAAUUUUUGUUAGUAAUUUUUGUCCCCACUUUAAAGUCAGUUAUAAGCGCCACUGUAAUAUUUCUGAUAAAGUUUCUAGAAAAGUAUUCAUAGAGACUUGAAAUGUUGAUAGAAUAUAUAUGUCUAUUCUGGACGUGGUCAAUUUUUAAAAACAUUUGAGCAAUUUUUGAUCUAUUUAUAGACAUUUAAUUUUUGUGAAUUUUUAUUUUGUAAGUAAUAUGUGAAUAUCAUUGCUUGAACCAACAGAAAUGCUUGAAAAUUUAACAGAAGGUUCAUUUUAAGUUGUAUUAAUGGUAAAAUAAUUAAAAGGAGAGUUUAAUGUAGUCAUAUUUUAGAUUCUGAGCGAAAGGAGGAAUGUAUUGGUUUUACAAUGAUGUUUAUAUUAUCUUCUUAAUUUUUUUUUUUUAUCUAUCUCGUAUAAACAUUUCUCCUAAAAAUCUUGUUUUUAUUUUAAAAUAUAAUAACUUUUCUGAAAGGAAAUUUUAUCUGAGUGGUCCUUUAAUGUGUUCUUUUUUGAUUUUCUAAGCAGUUUUCAUUAUAAUUGGGAAAAAACGAGAGAAAACUUAGGAAAACGAAAAAAUUUAAGAAAUGUAGUUUUUUAGAUUCUGAGUAUAGCGAAGAAUGUAUUGGUUUUACAAAGAUGUAGAUUCGGAGCGUAGCGAGUAAGCUAUUGGUUUUACAAUGCUGUUUAUUUUUUCUUAUUUGUUCUAGUCUAUGGACACGUUUUUUCUUAGUAAACUUGCUCCAAUUUUUACUUAAAUUAUAUGCCAGACUUUGAACGCACACCCAUCCAUCAGCCAAAAAUAUUGUUACCCAGGUAUGAACUCGGAUUUUAAUCGAAAAUUAACACUCUUUUGUUAAGAAAACCAUGUCAGAUAGGUAAAAGGGGAUCAAAAUAGUUAUUUGUAGUAGUUGAGAUAGCUGAAUUGUGACGUCUGUAGUUCAUCAUAUACAAGUAGUCGAAAUAACCAAAUAGUACCAAUAUUUUUUUUGAAUUCAGCUGGAUGAAUCUGGAUGAAAAAGCUAUGGAUGAAUCGAAAUUGUUGAUUCUAGGUUAAAAUAUUUUGCACCAACAUGGCUCCAUUAUUCUCCACCUAACUAAAUUUUAAAGUGGAAUAUCUCGUCAAUAGGCUUACGGAAAUAAAAAAAUGUCAAUACUAAAAUGUAUUAAAAUUAAAACUUCAUUUAUUUACAGGAUUUUCAAUACAUAAGUAGGUAUUUGAAAAUCCAAAGUACGUAGUGAUUUCAUCCCUGGAAGGAAAGGUGAUGAAAAAUAACAGCACUGUAAUAUUUUAUAGAACUGCUUGAUUAUUAAAUUAUUAAAUAAAAAAAAGUUAAUAUUUGUAAGGUUUGGUAAUAUUUGUAUUAUUUUAGAUUCCGAGCAUAAUGAGGGAGCUACUGGUUUUACUAAGAUAUUUAUUUUUUUUUUUCUUCUUUUAGUCUGUGAACACAUUUUUUCCUAAUAUACUUGCUCCAAUUUUUGCAUGUCAUAGUAACUUUUCUGAAAGCUUAAGGUGUCUACAUGGUUUUAUAAAGAAGUCGAUUUUUAAUUUCGACGCCAUUUUUUAAAUAAAAAGACUUCAGUGGGAAAUAAACGUAGGAAAAUGUACAACUCUACAAUUUCAUUAUUUAUAAAAUCACGGACGACGUUUUCUACCAGAAAAUAUUACUUAGUUAAAAAAUCGCAAGAUACCUUUUUUGUUGCCUAUUUGAUGUACAUGCUGGUGAUAUCAUCGUCAAAACUUUUGAGCCACUUUUGAGCUUUUAAAGAAUUAAAAUUUGUUGAGUUUUUUUUUGUUGUAAUUCGAUUAUAAAUACAUUUAGAUACUUAAAACUUGGUAAUUAUACUAAUUUUGGACUUACCUAAAAGUGGUAAAAUUUCCAAAUUAUCGGACGAAUUUAUUUUUAUGUAUAUAAGCGUUUUGAAAUCAAAUUUAAACGAAAAUCGCAAAAAAAUAUUACAUUAAUGUUAAUUGUUAUUUAUUUAGGUUAUUUUUUUGAUUUUCUAAACGGUUUUCAUAAUAAUUGAGAAAAACCGGGAAAAAAUGUCAGAAAUUAGAAAAUUUAAAAAAAUAAUGCUUUAUAAUUCAGUUAAAAAUAUUCGUAGUGACUUUAAAUUUUAUAUUUGCCUUUUAAAGAAGUAGUUGAACUGUAAAAAGAUUUGAGCCAUUUUUGAACUACCUACUAAUAAACAUUUUACUUUUAUAAGUAAUUUUUAUUUUGUAAGUACUCUGUGUAUAAAUUUGUUAGAUUAAAUAGAAAGAGUUUAAAAUUUAAGAGGAGGUUAUUUAUAAGUUGUAUUUCAUGGACAAAAAAAAAAAUUGAAAUUGAAUUUAAUGUAGUAUGUUGUUUUUAUAAGAAUUGAAUUUAGUAUCAAAUUUCGAUGAUAUUCGUAAAUAUUACGGACUAAUUUGUACCUAAUCUAACCCUAAUAAACCUAUCCGUAUUCCACUGUAUUCCACUCAAAAUCGUUUUUCGUUAACAAUAUUUAUGGUUAACCGUUAUGUACAGAUAUUCAUUUAAUUUCUCUUCUACCUUCCCAACUUUUCAUUUUACAAUAAUGCAAUGUAUGUUUGUCUGUACAUUUUUUUUUUAAAUUGACUCAUGCGUCUUACUUUUAUUUCUUAAUACUUCUAUCUUUACAAAGAUAUUUAUUAUUUUAAACUUUGUUUAAAAAUUCUACGAGAAAUCUUGCUCUGAUGUAUACGAUGUAAACCCUUUUCUAAAAGAAAAUUUUCCUGGGGAGGUACUUUAAGGAGGUCCUUAAACCAAUGAUACUAUUUUUUUUUUCAAAUUAAGGCACAUCGAUUAUUAUUAUUUUAUAUUUUUUCUGCAUACAUAACUUAGAGAGAAAAGUUAAAAAAAUCUAAAUAAAUUAUGUAACGCUUAAAGAAAAUAAAACUAUUAGUGAAAGAGUCAAAAUUAAUUUUUAAAGUAAUACAAAUUUUACAAAAUCCUUAUAAAUACAUAAUUUGUAUUCGGUAGGUACUCUGUGGAUAAAAUUAUUAAACUUAACAGAAAUGUCGUACUUUUUUUGAUGAUUAAGGAAUAAAAAUAAAAAUUUCUCUACAUUUGUGUUCCCGUAAUAUAAAACCGAAUUGAAAAAAAAAACAAUUAAUAUUGACAAAGUUAUUAGCAUUCAUAAAACACUGUAGGACACUCUGUAUUAUAAUAUUAAAUACAAUAACUUACUAUAAUUUCAAAUAAUUAUGUAGACAAAAUGCGCAUUAUUAAUCGAAUAAUAAACCAGUCGAGUUUUAUUUGCCGAUGUAUCUAAUGCAAUAUUCACUAUCUACAAAUUUAAAUUGCAUGUAUCUGAUAUUGUAAAAUGAUGGUUUGUAAUAAAAAAUGAUAUAAAUAUAUGAUGUAUAUACCUAUUGAGUAAUGUCGAUAAAACGCAAUAUUGGGUUUGUUAGCGUGCUAAAACUACAGAUAUCGACACUACAAUAAUGCAUAUUUAAUAACCUGAUAAAACUACUAUAAUUUGUUUUUGGUGUUUCAAAGUCAAUAGAAAUUAUGUUCAGUCUACCAAUGAACUUGCAGAAAAGAUUUUUUAGACACUAAAAAUGAUUAAAUAUUGCAAUAUUUAAAUAUAAUACGCCGGCAAAAUGUAUUAAAAAAUACAUAUUAGUACUAUAGGUACAUAUAUUUUACAUAUGCCAAUAUUAAAAAAAUUACACAUGUCCCGUGCAAAAUUAUAAUGUUGCGACUUUUAUUAUACCUACCCUUUUGUUUUCGAAUUUCAAGCAAAUCAAAUACGCUAAUAAGUGGUAAAAAAACAAUUAAGCUAGUGUGUGUGUGUGUGUGUGUGAUUUAUAUGGAAGUUAACGCGAAAAAAAAAACUAUUUGCAAUAUCAAAUUGAAACUAACGAAACUCAAUUCAUUUUUAUUUACAUAUUCAAAAUAAAACGAAAUUAUUCCAUUGAAUGACAUUUUUUCACAUUUAUAAGAAAUCAAAUAAUAAAUUGAAUUUUAUACUCAAUCAAGGGUUACUCCAGUCUCCAGGAAACUCACUGAAAUAGUGGAAGAAAAAGCUAAAAUGUUUUUUCAAAGGUCAACAGUAAAAUAAUAUAAUUAUCUAAGUAAUCAUAUCUUAUAUAAUUGGUAUAGUAGUAUUCUUAUAUUAUAAUAUAGUGCAAUGAUGCUAAUAUAUAGUUUUAUUUAAACCAAGCCCGUAUACGGGGGAACCCCGGUUAGGGGUUCAACCCUCCUCCCCGGAAAUUAUAAAGUGGGUAUAUAUUUAUAAUAUGACGAAAACCAGCGACAAACUUUAUGUAUAAUAAACAUAUUUUAACACCACCACAAAAAAAAAAAUUGAUUCUGAAUAAUGAAUACGUGCUUGCUUUAAAGUUUAAACAAAUCUUAAAUUUCAUCCGACGCUGCUUUUUUUUUACUUAAAACCACACAGAUAUAUAUAGGUACAUUUUUAAAAUGGCUAAAACCCCUUAGCCCCUCACCCAUUAAUAAGUUCUAAGUCUGUACUUAACGCUACUGACAAAAUUGAAUAAUAAUUAUUAUGUUUUUUCCAUUAAAGAGACUCGUCAUUAAAAUUUGUUUUCUCUGUCUAUCUUGUGCGUAAUGUACAACAACAUUGACAUCCUGCACUUCUACAAAUACAACUCUGGUUAAAUUUAGGAUAAAGUGACCAAAUACAUUUUAUAAAGUAUAGUACUUAUUAUAGACCCUGAGAAUAAUUUUUUUAAUAAUUUCAUUUUCAUCAAGAAUUGCGAAUUUUAGUUUUCUCUUAGUUCAAAAACUCUUUUAAUGGUUAAAACAAUUAAUAACUGAAUAAGAAAUUAAAAUAUCUUUUUAAAAAUAAUCCAUAAGAUCUAUAGAAAAUACACUCUUUCAAAAAAUACGUGAUAGGUUUUUCUGACCUAAAGUCAAACAAAGAGUAGUGAUCACGUAAAUACACAAUGCUUUUAUUAUAAUACGUGUGAGCAGAUAAGAAAAAAUAAUUUUAGUGGCGAGACCAUAUUGAAGAAUGGAUAGGCCAUGGCUAUACCAACAAAAUAGAGGGAAAUAUGCCAGAAUGAAGAAUAAAGAAAGAUUGUUUUUCAAAAUGACAAAAAACGAAAAUUGAUAAAUUUAUAGCAUUAGCAUUAUUUUUAUUUCUGUACGUAUUUCUAUAUGUACGUGCAGCAGAUUGGCGUCAUUUAAGAAAAAUGAGAAAUAUACGAAAGUAAUGCUUUUAUUAUUUGUUGAAAUUCAGUUAAAAAUAUUCGUUUGAACUUUAUGGGUAUACAAUUUAAACACAAAACUUAUACUUGAUUUUUCUAGACGUGGUAAAAUUUUAAAUUUUGUAUAGACAUCUUAAUUUUACGCGUAAUUUUUAUUUGGUAGGUACUCCGUUACAAAAUUGUUAGACUAAACAGAAAUGCUUGAAAAUAUAGUAAGAAGUUCUUAAAAAGUCGUACUUUUUAGUCUAAAAUAAAUUUGAGCACAAUGUAGAAUUUUUUUUUUAUCAAAUAUUGAUAAAAAUCCUUUCAGUAAAAAAUUAUGUGGAACAAAUCUAAUUUUAAAUUCUGAUUGGAGCAAAGAAGCUUAUGGUUUUACAAAGAUGUUUAUUUUUUAUUCUAUGCACAUCUUUUUUACCAGAUAUCUUACUCCAAUUUUUAAGUGUAGCACCUUUUCUGAAAUGAAAUCCGACUGGGAACUGGCUACUUUAAAUAGGUAAUUUUUCAAUUUUCCCAAGAAUUUUCCCAGCAAAUGUAAGAAUCCGGGAAAAAACAUGGGAAAACCGAGAAAAACGAAGGAAAAGUUGAAUAUAGACCAGUUGAUAUAAUUUAUAUACCAGCACGAUAUGGUGUUAGAUUUCAAUAAUUUGCUUUCAGAAAAAAUGCUAUAUACUUGAAAUUAAAGAAAAACAGAAACGAAAAUAAUAAAAUUGUUAUUGCCAUAAUAACAUGUCUGUUUUUCCUAUUGUCCACAAUCACUGUUCUCCAAUAAUCACAAUCCUUGAUCUUUUUCUCCCAUUCUAUCACUUCCAAUACCUAUAGUUUUUUCCACACUUCUACAAGCUUUCGUUCUACUGGUUCCCAUUCGAUUACGUUAAUGUAAAUGCGCUUUGUUUCUUACUUGUUUUCUCCUCAUUCGGAGAUGGCGUACACCAGCUACCAUGAAGUCUAUGUCCUUCACUUAACCUGUUAUAAAGCACAGUAUAUAAUAAUCGGUAUCCUACCAAAAAUACUUUACAAUUAAUAACGAAAUUUAAUUACGCUACUUACGUAAAAGUUUAUUUUAUUAAUUGAGCCACUUAAAAAAAAAAAUACAAAUGUGUAGCGAGGUCGUAUUCUCUAUUUAUUUUACGAAUCGAUGUAACGUUUUUUCUUUUGUGCAACGGACAAUAGAAAUUAUUUAUAUACGAAUGAGCGAUAAAUAUUUAUGUUUUAUAUAGCUGGUACCAAAGGUGAAUCUUUGAGGGGCUUGUCCUCCCCCCAGUUCAAAUUUAGUUCCCCAAUUUUAGAUCAUCCAAAUUUCAAGAAUAUUACAUUUAAUACACAAUCGAUAUAAUACACUAUCGAUUGCAUUAUGCACUACCAAUAUUCAAUAUUGGUUAUAGAGAGGAACUAAUUUCUUCCAAAAUUACAUUAUAAUUGAAACUCUUCCUACUUUUCUAAGAAACUAACCUUGAUUAUGGGUAAACCAAUUUCUUCCGCAUCUUACGAAAGAUAAUUUUUAUCAAUGGGGCUGAUAAAUACAUACAUAAAAUCUAGGAUAAUUCAAAACUGCUAUUUUUCUUUGGCCAUAUUAAAUUUAAAAAGACGGACAUACAUCGCACGUGGGUGGACCUAAACAUGUAAAACGGAACUUUACUCAGAACCAUUUGUUAUUAUCAAUGGUUUAUCGUCGGUUACAGGUAAAAAUUAAAUAUUUUUAUGUAUCCAACUUUCCCCACUACUCACCUACAACAGUAGCCGCAGACGUCCCAUAUAUUAGCUCUUAUUUUUAUUUAUUUUUAAUGAUUAUCAUUAACAUAAAUUGUUGAAAUGAGGGGGGUAGUGAGUCAAAAAUUCUACGCCUAGAAAGGGAAAUUAAAAGUUUUCUGUCAAAAUUUCAAAUCUCUACGAAUAUUUUUAAAUAAAUCACAACAAAUAUACCAAAAUUGAAAAAAACAAUAUUUUCGUAAAUUUCCCGUUUUUCUUACGUUUUAUCCUGGUUUUUUCCCAAAUAUUAUGAAAAUUGCUUAGAAAAUUAAAAAACGUCAUUCUUAAAGUACAAUCAAGACAAUAUUUUCUUUCAGAAAUAGUGUCACACGUAUAUAUAUCGGAGAAAGAUUUCUGGUAGCAUUUUUGUACAGAGUAUAAAAAAAAAAGAGCUGAUGCUAAGGACGGGAGCGGCCACUGUUGUAGUUCAGGAAUUUGAAAGUUAAGAUGCAUAAAGUUAUUUAAUUUGUAUCGAUUAGCAACGAUAAACCAUUGAUUGACAAAAGAAGACAAUUCUGAUUGCAGUUCGGUAAUACAUAAUUUAAAGUGCCGUAAUUUUUUUUUGCGAUUUUCGUUUAAAUUUGAAACGCUUAUUAAAAAAUCGUCCAAUGAUUUUGAAAAUUUUACCACAUCUAGGUAAGUCUAAUAUUAGUAUUUUUUACCAAGCUUGAAGUCUCUACGUGCAUUUAUAACCCAAUUACAGCAAAAAAAACUCCUAAAAAUUAAAAUUCCUUAAAAGCUUAAAAGUAGGUCGAAUGUUUUAGUGAUGAUACCUUAAAAAGUAAAUCAAAAAGGCUACAAAAUGGUUUGUUAUGAUUUUUCUGGUAGAAAACGUCGUCCGUGUUUUUAUAAAAUAAUAAAAUCGUAAAAUUGUACGUUUUUCUGCGUUUUUUCGACUUAAGUGCUUUUAUUUAAAAAUGACGUCGAAAUGAUUUGAAUAUCUGUUAUCAUACUUCUGCUAAUAAUCUAUGUAUAUUAUUUUACAUAAUGAAUCUUUUUUUUAGUUUACUCUCUAAAAUACAAUUCUAGACAAUUUGAGCUAUCAAAAAAGUUGCUACACGUAAAAAUCGGAGCCAGUUUACAAGGAAAAAAACGUGUCCACGGACUAUAAGAAAGCAAAAUGAGAGAAAGAUAGAAAGAAAGAAAGAGAGAAAGAGAGAAAGAAAGAAAGAAAAAAAGAAAGAAAGAAAGAAACAUCUCAGUGAAACCAAUAGCUUCCUCGCUAUGCUCGGAAUCUAAAAAUGUACGGAUAUACUUCGUACAUGAGUGCAACCACUGCUGUAGGUAGGAAGUUAUGGGUAAGUUGUAGGUAGGAUACAGAUGGAAAUUGAAUGUAUAUCUAUUAGCAACAAUAAACCAAACGAAAAGGCGAUUAUGAACAGAGUUCAGUUGAUAGUGUUGCUUUAUCAACAAUUUAUAUUUCAUAUUAUGGUAAAAUGAUUACAACAAUGUGUGUUUCCAAGACAACAAUAAUUGUUUAAAAAAUAUUAAAAUAAUAAAAACUUAAUAAUAACAAAAAAUAAAUAAAAACGGUAACCAAUGGCAACCUUAUUUUUAAUUUUUCAAUCUUUUUAACCUAAAGAACCCGGUUUUUCUCAUUAUCUCAAAUAUUAUUGAGAAUUUCAAAAAUUCCCAUUUCUAAAAUACAACGCAGAGAUCAUUUGCUUUCAGAAAAAUUUAUAUACUUGGUAAUCGGAGUAAGUUAUCUAAUAGAAAAAGUAUUCACAUAAAAAAAUAAAUUUUGAAAAAUAAACAUCUUUGUGAAACCACUACAUUCUUCGCUCCACUCAGAAUCUAAAACACACAUCAUAGUCAAACCAACAGAUCCCUUACUACACUCUGAAUCUAAAAGGCUGUAAUAAUUAAUAAUACAUUUCGUACAUUUUCUCGUUUUACCUUGGUUUUUUCCCAGUUUUCUCUAUUUAUUGGGAAAACUCUUAAGAAAAUCAAUAAAUGACUUCCUCAAAUUACCACUUAAGUCAAAUUUUUUUUUAGAAAAAUUGCUACAUUUGAAGAUCGGAGCAAAAUUCACGGUAGAAAAGUUGUUCACAGAGAUAAAUAAAUAUAUAAAUAAAUAAAUAUCAUUGUAAAUCAUUGCAUUCCUCAUUUCGCUUUGAAUCAAAAAGUGAAUGGCAGUACGAUUUCAUUAUUUUAAAUGUUUACACUGUCCGUUUUCUAUUAAUAAUAUUGUUCCUCAUAGAAAAACAACUGAGAUUUGUUUUUUAUUGAAUUUUUAAUCUAGUCUAUGUUUUUUGAUUUUCUCUGUAGUUUGAAUUAUAAUUGAAUAUAAGCUAAAAAAAAAUGUGUAGAAAAACCAGAAAAUUUACGAUGAUAUUUCUAUUAUAAUUUAAAAUUUUGUUUUUUAAAUUUAAUUAAAGGUUAAUAAUAUUCAUAGAGGCUUAAAAUGAUGACAGAAAACUUAUAUUUAUUUUUUCGAAUCGUGGUAAGACUUUCAGAAAAUUUGAGCAGUUUUUGAGUUAUUCAUAGACGAUUUUUGUAAACUUUUUACGUAAUUUUUAUUUAGUAGAUACUCUGUGGAUGAAAUUGUUACGACUAAACAGAAAUUCUUGAAAAUUAGAAGCAACCCUUAUUGCAUUAUUAUAAAAAUGUUCAAAAUGUGCUUGAAAUAAAAACUUUAAAAGAUUUUAAAAAAAAAUUGAUAAAGUAAUUGAAAUCAUAAAUGCAUUCAAAAUCUUCGUACUGAUAAUCUCUGGUUCUUGUGUUCAACCACUCGGUAUAUUUUCAAUUUUAACCAAUAGGGUUCCCAAUUAUUUUUGAUAUUCAAACAAUUGUCAUUAUCAGUGAUAGUGUCUAUCUGUGAUAAAAAUUGAAUAUAAAAUAAAUUAUUUCUUUAAUGUAAUGAAAUUAGCCUUAAGUAAAAUGUGCUAUCGUUAGUUUCAUACAACGCGUUGUACUAAUUAAUUUCUAUAUUUCUCCAAUUUCAUUAUUUAUUAAAUAGGUACUAUUAAGCAUUUUAUCAAUGAUAUUAACCAUUAUUAAGUUAUAAUUUGUUUGAUAAUUAAUUAUCACAGCUAUGGAUGAUCAUAAAAAUGAUCGAUAAAACUUACCUAUAUUACCUACUAGUAAACCGAUAAUAAUCGGUUCCUGAUAAUUUUUAACAAAUUCAUUAGCAGCAGUUAAUUUAAUUUCACCAUUAUCGUAUCGAAAGCGAUGUAUUAAAUCAACUUUUUGUUGCGAGGUCAGUGUAUACCGCGUCCAAUGACCUCGCUGUGACGUUUUUCGGACGUCUGAAUGCGUUAAUGCAUCCCUACAGGCCAUAAUCAAAUCGGUCAAAGUCACGAAUUGUUUUGUGUUAAAAUAGUUAAAUGCUUUUUUAAUCGAACAACGUUUUUUAUCGACCAUAAAACAGAACACAUAAUUUUAUUGUUGUCUAUUUAAAAAAUAACAGCCAAUCAAUUCAACGAUAAUUUAAUUUUAAAAUCGACAAAAUUAAUAAUUUUUUUUUUUGGUAUUUUAUUGCGUAAUUAUCGUUAUAUUAUUAUCGUGUAUAAAAUGUAUUAUAAUAUAUCACCAUUUAUCAAAAGAUAAAAAAAAUGAGGGUAAAAGCAUUUUUGAAAGCCAACAGAUUUUUUACUUGACUAUGGAGAUUAUUUAAUACUUUAAUCACAUUCCCUCCGUCACUUUUCGUUAAGGACUACGGCUCUGAUAACAUUGCCUUUUGCUAAUAAAAAAAAACCCUCAACUUCAAAUUUAUCCCUCAUACAUAAAUUCAAAUUAAAAAAUCAAAUUUGAGUUAUAUUCGUGGAAAAAUUUUUUGAAUCUGUUUUGUGAAUGAACAUCGACAUAUCUAUCCAAUGGGGAGGGGAGGUAAUUCAGGAAAUUAAUUUUCCCCUGCUCAAACAUUGUCUACCAUAGCUAGAUUAGCUUUAGUAUGCAUUAUUUAUUUUUUUUAAUUACAUAACACCCCCCCCUCCAUUCCCUAGAUAUAUGUUUGGAGAAACCCAUAUGGAUAUGGUACCAAACGAUUUUAUUUCUUCUUACCUUUUUAAGAUUAUAAAAUGUGUGUGGUUUUAUGGGAAGUAAUAAUAUAGGAAAUUGAAUAAAUAGUUUCUAAAUGUUUAUUUUAAAUUGGAUAAUUUAAAAAUAAUAAAUAGCUAUUGGAUAAUUAUUGAAAAGGGGCAGUAGAGCAUACACGAGUCACUAUUAAGAAAUAGAGUUCACCUUCCAUUGAAGUUAUAAAUUACUAGUAAGUACAUAAAUUAGCACUCGCCACGACCGAGCAAUCAAAAUUGAAUAAUUUUUGUUGUAAUAAUUUUUAUUCCGUUUGGUUCAUAAAAAAAUUAAAAAAUUGAAUACUAAGUUUGAAAACUAAUUUGAUUUGAAUCAUGCAGAGUGUAAUGAUAAAUUAUCGUUAACAUCAUAUGAUUCUUAUAUGGUGGGGCUCGGUUAAAUAUUGUUUACUAAAUUAAUUAAUUUCUUACAAAAUACAAUUCAGAAUUUAUUGUUCGUGAUUUUUAGAAAAUUUCGCCGAAAUAAUUGUAAUAGGUUGCCUCGUGUAGACCUUAUUAUUUACGCUAUAACACCUGUUCGCUUUGCUCCUGGCAUUCACUUCAUUGUAUAUUUAAACAUUUUCGUAACCCGCCUUAACACGUUGAUUAAUUGCCACGCAAUUUUUCCAUGCAUUGCCCUGAGGGCCAUAAGUACAUUUUUGUGUACAUGCUAGAAAUUUUUAUAUUUGCUUCUUAUUAUAUUAAUAUAAAUUACGAGUAUAUCUUUUUGACACGGUCAAAAUUAUGCAUUUUUUUAUAUAUUUAAAAAAAUACAAUAAAAACAAAACAGAUGUUUAAUUAUUAAAUAUUGUUUUCUUUUUACAUUUUGACAAACAUAGAAAAAAAACUUACCCAGGAAGGGCAAGUUUUCAGUGCACAAAUAAAUUUAUUCAUAAACAGUCAACGUGUUUAGCCCACCCUUAAGUACACGAAUCAUUCGAUACAUUAAUACUUAUCAUACGAAUAUUUUAAAAUGUUUCAUAUUUAAUUAAAAAGUCACUACAUGUUACCUUAAAUAUUAUAUAAUUAUAAAAUAGGUAUACCUAUAAUUAGUAGUCAGGGGCGUAUCCAAAAGGGGUAUUGUAACCCCUCUGAAAAUUGUUGAAUAAUAAAAAAAUUGUCAUUAAUAAAUCAUUUUCAGAUAAAAUUUAUAAGCCAUUCAAAUUAUAAACAAUUUUAUUAUACAAAUUAUAAACAAUAAACCAAAUCUAAAAAUAACCAGAAUAACAUGAUGGUAUGAUACAAAAUACAGAUAAUAUAUAAUAAUAACACUAAUUGUCGAUUGGCGGCGAUUGUGAUUGCGAAAUCGAUAUCUUGCAAUCCCCAAUAUAAUUUUAGAUUUUUAGUGCCUUUUUUGAAUUUCAUAAUAGUAUUGCCCGUGAAAUGUCUAAGUAGCCAGUCUAUACUCUGUAGUAAUUGCAUCGAUCGCAGAACGACUGUUGCAGGGUCUAUUUUUGUGUGUAAUACCAAAUCUGUUGUGUAGUACGAAAUUAUUAAAUGUAUAGUACGGAAUUAUAAAAUGUUUAAUGUUAGUAUUUUUUAAUUGUUUAACAAAUUUAGAAUAAGUAUAUCAAAGAGAUUUGAUCAAAUACAAAGUAGUUUAAAAUUUGUUAUUUAUUAUUAUAAUGUUUUAAUACUUGUUAUCUUAAUGCUUGUUAUAAUUAGUUAUUUGUUGAAAGAAUAAUGUUCAAAUAAAGUACAAACUAGUUUAAUUUUUUGUUUUAUGUUUACUUCUUACAAUAGGUACCCAUUAAUUUCCCCUUGAUAAUGUUAAACUUGGAAAUAUUUAAAAAAAAUAAUUGCAAACAACUAUAAAUGGUAAAAAAAUUAGUGAAAUAACUGUAUUUAAGGGUAUGGGAGCAAAUUUUAUUUUGUGACCAUAAAUUUAUAGUCUAAACUAAAAAGUGUAUAUUACGAAAUAUGAAGAAAAAUAGACCUUGGACUUUUGUACUUGCUAUUUGUAUUAGCGUUUAUUUAAUACCGUAAUGAGCAAUGAAUCAAAGAACGACUUUUGAAAUACUUUGUCUCAACUUCCUCAACAUUUUCGCAAGUUAUUAAAAACCAAAACUUUCACUCCAUGACAACGAUGUUCAAAAUAAUGAAAUUUUCUUACUGUCGACCAUAUCCCAAAUUCCGGCUUCCGAUUUAUUGGAUAACACAAACAAUUUAGUUACUACUUUUGAAACACGAAAGAAAAUACCUUUUAUAAUUUUCUAUAUCAACUGAACGAUAGAUUUAUAUCACACAGAAUUGUUUUGAAUAAUUUUGUUUGUAUUUUAUCUAAGAUAAAAAUGAAAAUAUCUGAAGAUAUUAAAGGUAAAUUCAAAUAAUUAAUAGAAACAUAUCAAACAUAUAAUUAAUGUAAGUACCGAUUCAAAUCUAAAUGAUCAUAUAUCAAACGGAGAAUUAGAUUUGCGAUACACUAAAUAUUUAAUUGGAGUAUACUUCCUAACCUAUCCAGAUGUUUAUCCAAUAAUUCUAACAAUCUAAACUUCUUCAAAUAUUCAUAACAUUUUCAGUGUCUACUGCCACGAGAAAACGAUCGUUGUCAACACUCUGUCGUUUGAAAACUUAUUUGAGACAUUCUUCUGGAUAAAUACGUUUAAAUUGCUUAGCCUCACUAAAUAUUAAUCGCGAUAUCAUCAUAGAUAUCAAUAAUGUUAUCAAUAAACUUGCUAAAACAUUAAAACGAAAAAUGAAUGUACGUUUAUAAAUUUUUAAAAAAGAUAAAUAUUUACAUAUUAAACUUUUAUAAUGAACGUUGUAAAAUAUUAAUAAAAUGUUUAAUGUAUGCUUUAAAAAAACCCACACAAUUCAAAACAAUUUCAUUUGUUACAUUUUUUUUUCAACCUUGCCCCCCUCCCCAAAAAAAAAAAUUCUGGAUACGCCACUUCCUAUACUAUGAUUUAUCAUUCAUAAUAUAAGUUUCAUACCAUUUUAUGGUUAUAUCGAUCGAAGGCUUUAUGUGUUUUCUUGUUUCGAUUUUACGCUCUGCGAGGAAUGUAUAAGUUUAAGAUUAUUUUUAUAUUUUUAUUUUAUUUUAAAUUUAUAAAACCAAAACUAACAAUUGUGGUAUCUUAAAGCUUAACAUAGUUAACUUAAAACUAAUCUAGGCUUAAGUGGGAAGAGGUACAAUAGAGGAGUUACUUACAGGGUUAUUAAAUGGAAUGGGUUUUAGUAGCCUAAAUUAAACAGCAUUGAGGAAAGGCAGAGAACACUGUAGGGGGUGAUAAAGCCCAUAAAAGGUGUGUUGGUGAAGGUUCAAGUAGAAAAGAAUAAAGGAUCUAACGGAACAGGAGGAAAUAUGAAAAGAAAUGACUGAUAAAAUAAAAAGCCUGGAGCAUUGAUGAUGUAAAAAAAUUCGAUGAGAAUAAAAAAUAGAUAUGUCAAGAGUAGAUCAAAUGAGUGAAUAGUCGUGCUUCGAAAGGAAUAAAAAGACGUCCUAGGAUAAUGGGGACGGGAGCAGCCACUGUUUAUAGGUAAUUUAUUGUAUACGUGUAAGCAACGAUAAACCAUUGCUUACGAACAUCGAUUCUGAACAGAGUUCAGUUGUAAUGAUACUUUGUCAACAAUAUAUUUGUCAUAUUAUAGUAAAAUAAUUAAAUGGUCUCUAUAUAUUUUCGUUAAUAACAUGUGAUUAAUGUUGUACCGAUUUUCUCGGUUUCUCUGCGUUUUUCCUGAUUUUCCCAUAUUUUUUACCAAUUUUUCACACUUGCUGAAAAAACUCCGGAGAAAAUCGAAAAAAGGAUCUUUCUAAAGUACCUCCCCCGUAAAAUUUCCAUUUAUAAAAAUUGCUAUCAUUAAAAGUUGAAACUACAUUGCUGGUAGAAAAGUUGUCCAUAGAAAAUAAGAAGGUUAUAAUAUUUUUAGCUAAUGCCUACAUUUCUUAAAUUUUUCCGUUCUUUUUCGGUUUUUCGAAUUUAUUGAGAAAACUCCGGAGAAAAUUUAAGUAUGACCUCUCUUAUCUCUUAUGCGAUCUAACUAUCGAAAAAACUAGAUUAGUUGAAAGUAAUGAACGCUAGAAGUUUAAAAACAUGUUUUUCUCAAAUUGUAAAAAAAAUGACUAUUGGUUUUUUCCCUGUAGGUAUCCCUUCAUAUAUAUUAUUUACAUAUUACAUUUUAUCUAUAUUAUUCCAGACAGAAUUCCCGAUGAAAAGAAUUACAAAAAUGGUUCAAAAGAUAGACAUUCCUGGGAUGCGGACGAUAACAACGAAACAUAUGGAAACAAUGGUGGCACGUAUUCACACGAACACGGGCAUGUCAAAUUUGACACUCCGAAAGUUCCCGUAAUUUUCGUUCUAGGUAAGAAAUGAUUUAAUUCUAAAAGAGGUCGUCGUAUCGAAUGUUGUAACCGAAAUUAUUUGAUUAUGCAGGUGGACCUGGAAGUGGCAAGGUCACGCAUUGUGACAAUUUAAUGAUAGAAAAGAGAGGUAUUGUUCACAUCAAUAUGACCGAUUUACUACAACAGUAUACCGUUGGAAAUGGUAAGCAAUUGGUCAUAUAUAUUAUUUUGUAAUAUUGAAAACCAUAAAUAUUAAUCUAAAAAUAUUACGACUGAAAGUUCAACACUACAUAAUAGACCCGUCCAUGAUUUCAGCGAAUAUGAUAUAACUCGAAUUUUAUAUUAAUAUCUACUAAAUUAUGUUUCGAUAUAAACCUUUACAUAGUUAUAAAAUAGAAGAUUAUUUUUAUAUAUUUAAACUUUUACAUUUGUAUUAAUAACACAUUUUUCUAUGAGUUCUCGGUCAGAUUUUUUUUCGACCAGACGGAUUUUUUUGAAUUAUUUAGUUAUUUAACAUUUUUGAAAAUUUGUUUAAUUUUAUGUGGAUGAAAUUCUGAUGGUUCAUUUAAAUAAUGAAAAAUUUGGAACAAGAUUCAAAAUAAAGUUGUACCUAGUAGUAAAUCAUAAAGUUGAGUGUUAUGUCGUAAUUUAUUUUUAUAUUUUUAUUUUAUAUGUAUUUUAAGUUUAAUAGGUUCAACUUGUAAGCAUAUUUUUUAUUCAGCCAAACAAUUUAAAUCGAUAUUAAACCAAAUAAAAACUCUAAAAACUUGAAAUUGUCAAAUGUAUAACACAAAAAUCACAAAAAUGUUUAGAAAAAUCGAACAUAAAUAUUCUAUGCAAAUUUUAAGUAUUGAAAAGCAAAAUUAAAAAGAAUAAAAUAGUUAAUCUCGUAAACUUUCCCGUUUUUUUUUUUUUAAAUUUUUUUAGGCUUUCCUUAUUAUUAAGAAAACUACUUAAAAUAACUUUCUUUUAGGUUCCAAUUUAAUAAAAUUAUCCUUUAAAUCUGAUGUUUUUCUUGAAAUUCGGAUUAAGGUUACUCCAAGAAAAAUAAAAUUGAAAAUAUCAAAAAUAUUAAAACUAAGUUAAUCCGUUUAUCCUGAAAAAUCAGAAGAUAAUCUUAAUGUAUUAACUAGAUCCAAAAUGCUAUAAAAAAGCUUUUCUUGUCAUUUUUUGAUUAAUCAAUUUAUCUUGUUGUCCGGGUUAACUAACCGAAGGUUAACAAUGGAAUCAAUAUAUUUUUUAAAUGGUCAUACUGCAAAACAAUUAAUUGUUGUUAUUAUCAGUUAAUAUUAUUGCAUGUAUUUUACAUUCAUAUAAACGGAUUACCAUUUGCAAAAAUUAAUUUAUUAACUUUGAUUUACAAUCAUUUAUAACAUAACAACAUACAAAUUGUACCUAUAAAUAUUGUGUAUCAUUAUAUAUAAAUUACAUAUAUAUAUAUAUAAUAUAUGUAAUUAUUAUGUACAUUGAAAUAUUGAUAUAUGUAAAUUACCAAAAAGGGUAAGAAAAUUUUUAAGAAACAACACAUCAUUCGAAAAUUCCUCAUACACGAUCCGUUUUAUUUCAACAGUCCAAAGUACCGAUACGUCCUAUUGUGUUUGUACCUAAAAUUAAUAGAAAAUCUAAUUCUAGCUAUAGCAAGUAUAAUGAUAGUCUGUUCUUUAGUGUUAAAAACUACUGAAAAAACUGUGGCAAUAGGCUGUAAUCACAUAUUUUCAGUUAAGCAAAUUUCUAGUUUUGAACUAGACUUUAGUUGAUUGUUCCAUUUCGGGGUUUGCAUUUUGCAGAAAUUAAAAUGCUUAAGUAAAAAAGUGAAGUGAUGAGAGAAGAUAGGAUAAGCAACGAAUACAUAAAAAAAUAGCUCAGGUGUAGUUUCGAUAGUAAACAAAAUGAGAGAAAAUAGACUGAGAAUGUUUGGGCAAAUCAUGAAAAGGGAGGAAUCAUUAGCAGUAAAAACUAUUUUGAAAAUAAACAUUGUUAUCAUUAUAAAUUAAAGCAAAAUUACUGGUAGAAAAGUUGUCUGCAAGAAAAAAAACGCCGUAAUAUUUUAAACUAAUACCUACAUUUCUUACAUUUUCACGUUUUUCCUCAGUUUUUUUGACGGUUUUUCAUGUUUGAUGAGCAAACUCUUGAGAAAAUAGAAAAAUUUCAUCGCAAAUACCUCUCCACAUCGAUUUACUUUCAAAAAAGGUGCUACACGUAAAAAUUUGAGCAAGUUCUCUAGUAGAAAAGUACUCCUAAGAAAAAAAAACAUAAAAAUAAACAUCUUUGUAAAACCAUAAGCUCUUCGCUUCACUCAGAAUUUAAAAUGUAAAAUAACAGAAUUAGGUAUAAUGAAAUACUUGCGUUUACUGAAUAUAUGUAUUUAAUAGUUUCCUUUCACUUAAACAAUUUGAAUUACAGAUAUGACAAAGUGCUAGAUAGAGUAGCAGAUACAGUAGCAGUCUUGUAAUGUAUUUGAGUAAAUGUAUUUAAAUACUUUUGUAGUAUUUAUAUCACUUGUUAAAUACUUUUUGAAUUCAGUAUUUGAAAUUCUUUCCAAAUACUGUCUUAAACCUAUUUAUAUUUGCAUUUCAUAUACUUUUAUGUAAAUACUUUUCUAAAUUCAAAAGAAUAGAUUAUUCAUCGAUUAUAUAUUAUAUUAGAUUGGUUUUUGAAAAAUUUUGGGAACGCCCAUUACAAAUGUCUCGUUAUAACUAUAGAUAGUAAUACUGGUAAUAUGUACUUAAAUAUUUGAAUUUUAGAUUAUAAAUCUCAAAACUAAUUUUGCAAACCUACUAAUAUAAACUAUUAGGUAUGUAAAAUUAAAAAGUAUUUAAAUACAUUCCAAGUACUUGGAUUUUUUCUUAAAUACCUUUUGAGUGGAUGAAUUUGUAUUUGUAUUUAAAUACAGUUUUAAAGUAUUUUUUACAAGACUGCUCAGUGGCUAUUUUUCUGACUUUAUUACAUGAACUUGUAGUAGUGAACUAAUUAGUUUUUGUUUAGUCAACAUAAGCCUAUUUUAAAAAACUUGAAGAGAGGGGGUUGAACCCCGAAAAAUCCCAAUAUAUGCGGGCUUGAUCUAGAUAUUAUAAUACAUUUUAACGAAACCGUAACACAAAAAAAUAUACGAAGUGAUCAAUCUAUCAUAAAACACACAUUAUUUCGGAAAGUGUUAACUUUUUUCGAAAUUUGUUUUAAAGAAAAUUUAAGAAACGAGCUGUUUGAAAAUUUAACAUUUACAUUAUUUUUUGUCAUCCUAAUUUUUUACUGUGAAACGACUACCUACUUUUUAUUUUCAAAUGGAAACAUAUAUUAAAUAUUUUAUAAAUAGAUGGAGUAAUAGUUAAAAUAAAUAUUGGUUUUUAAAUUUUUGAUUUUCGUCAAUCAGUUGACGAGGUUUUUCUCUUUUAAGUUUGGGUCAGGGGAGAGUAGUGGAACAUCAUUUGUGUAGCGGCACAACGCACGACGUUUCAAGAACGUAAGAACGUACCACUACUCUUCCCUGAUCAAAACUUAAAAGUUGAAUACCUCGUCAACGGAUUGACAGAAAUAAUAAUAAAAUAAAACACCAAAAUGUAUUUUAACUACUACUUCAUAUAUUUAUGGAAAUUUUAAUAUGGGUCGCUAUUUGAAAAUCAAAAGUAAAUAGUGCUUUUACCAGCAAAAAUUAGGAUGACAAAAUAUAACGUAAAUAUAAAAUUUCAGAGCUGCUUGUUUCUUAAAUUAUCUAUAAAAUAAAUGUCGAAAAAACCGUCGUAUAUAAGAAUCAAUUUUACUGUCCGUUAAAUUUCAGUUUCAACCGCUGAGUACUAGUUAACACUAACCGAGCCUUAACUUGAGCUAACCAGACUUGGCUUAACCAAGAGUUGAUAAACUACGGUCUAAUUGGGGGAUAGCGUUGACCGUCAGUUAAGUCCUGUUAACUGUCACUUAUAAGCAAUCGAAAACCCGACCCUUAAACUUGUUAAAUUUAAUAAAUAAUAAAAGUCUUUAUCAUUAAUAUAAUAAUUAUAAUAUGUCCCUCCUAGAUUAAUCAAAAUUCGUUUUUCGGCUACUAAUUCACUCAAAUAUUACAAAUGGGUAAUUGGUGGCCAGAACCCUCCCACGUAAAUAAUCUAUACCUGCGUCUCACCUCUGUGUGUACUUUUGGGUAGGUAUAUAAUAUUAUUUACAUAUAAUAAUAAUAAUAAUAAUAAAUGAAUAGAAUUGCAGUUAUUAUAGUACCAUCAAAUGUUAUACGUUUCCUAUACGUUUACAACGGCCAGUUAUACCGCAUUUACAGACCGCCUCGUCAUGAAUAUAAUGAUGUCGGUGAUGUGCGUGCCAUUUGUCGUCCCUGACCUAUUACAUAGAUAAUACUAAAAAGUGAAUUGAGAACAGCAUUGGUAUGCGUACAGCCUUGGUAUGCGCUUAGCUAAAUUGGCGGUAAAUGAAACCCGCGUAUUUAUUUACCUGAUACAUAUUAUGUUUACCGUAGGUCUGCAACCCUUUUUUCAUUCCGACCAAAUAUAAUAACGUUUGAGCCUGGUUCCCGUAUACCGAGUGAUCUGUUUAUAACAAACCAUUGAUUUUCUCGGAGAAUUUUAAGUGAAAUCCAUUUCCGUUAAAAAUAUUUAUUUUUUUCAAUCAUUUAAGCUUUAUUUUAACACUGUUUUCAAUUGUUUACCUCUACUCCUUAUGCCUUAAAUGAAUAUAGGCUUUGUUUUUUCAAAUAGCCACCCUCUCUUCCCCUAUCCGUUUUAAAAACAGAUCGGAAUAGAUAAUAUUUGUCACUGCGUAACACUAUUAUCGAAUUUCAUGUUUAACAAGUUAUAAAAGUUUAAAGUUCAGACCGGCGGAGAGUAGGGAAGGAUUAAUAGCGCGAUUCAGUGGGGCACAUCAAGGAUUGUCCUGCUUCCAUAGGUUUUUCUAUACAUAUUAAAAUAUUUUAAAUUAUAAUGCGAUAAUGUAUAAUAGAGGAACCUAAGACAAAAUCCCGCAGCCAAAGUACCGCCGGUUGAAAUCCCGCCAAAACGGAAAAAAGUAUUAAACUAUUUUGUACAUAUUUUUUUUCAAAUUCCAUAGUAACUUUUCCUUCACGCUUUACCAGGCUUAGGUCUGGCCAAUAGUGAACUUUAAAAAGUUGUUUUGGAGGUUUACAUUUUUUAUUUUUACUAUCUUAUAGUUAUUAAUUUAUUAUCACAGUUCCAUAUAAUAUGGCCCUUGUCAUUUGACUAAUUUACUAAUUUUACUAAUUUCUAACACUAUUUACUAUUUCAAAUAUUAAAUUGCAAAUUAUGAGCAAUACCACGUAGGUAGUCGAGAGUUUGUGUCUCUUGGAAUUUAAAACAAAUAAACUCUGUUCUUGCAUUUAAAAGUUGAUAACGUUUCUUCUGAGACACAUUUUCCUUCCUUUGAAUAAAACCUUCUAUCUUCACCCUCGUCAGAUUUUCGUCUUAUUUGAAUGCAUUAAUUACUUUCUAAAUAGAAGGAUGCGUAGCAUACAAGAGUGAGCAUAAAGUAUUGUGCCAUCCUUCAACACCAUUAUUUGUUCGAGGGAGAUCUGCAGAUACAUUAAUGAGACAAUUGUACAUAAAAAAAGGAAACAAAGGACUGCGCCGUAGUCCAUGCCUAUCUAGUCGCCUCAGUCACGUGUUCUCAAAAUAAUUGAGAAGAGGAGCAAAUUUUGACUCAGUAUUUUCGUAAAAUUCACUCUCAAUCAAAGUUUUGAACGCUUUCUCCACAUCCUACUCUGGAAUAAACGCAAGAGCUGCUAUUUGACAAAUUCCCAGUGCAAAUUCUGCGUCGUUCAUAUAUCACUGUUGUAAAUAUGAAGAUUGAAUGUAACACCAUAUUGACUGGAAAAAAUGAAAAAAACAGCCUCUUACCAGACAUCCCGGAAAAACUUCAUUGACAGAUUUUUGAACUGCUUGCUCGAAGUCUAUUAUAAAUAUACUAGGUUUCAAUGAAUGUUGAAUUUAGUAUUUUCAAUACUGUCGGAAAUUUUAUGUAAGUAGUCUAGGUUUUAUCAGGCAGCAGUGCACAGAUAAACAAGAGGUAUGCAGAUGGAAAAUUUAGCUCCAUGAGUAGUACAAAUUUGUGAGAAUAGUGGAGGGGAAGAGGAGAAUAUUCCGUCAACAUACUAAUGACCGUACGUCGCGAGGAGUUCUGAAUUUGUUUUAGUAGAUAAAAUUAGUAAUUUUUAAGAAUCUUCCUUAUACUAUCAUAUAACAUAAACGGCUUUUUGUCCACUGUGAGUAAACAUUUUUCUGGUAUUAUUAAAUCCUCCAGGGAAGACGGAUUAGAGGGGGAAGAUUCUAAGCAUAACCUGUAUCGUCGAGUAUUGCGUUUUAAAGAACUGAUGCUAGGCAAUACACUAGACACUGCUGGUGUAAUGUCUUGACAAACUUUUGUGACAACAGCAUGAAUUGAUAUAUGAUGAUCAUAUAUCCAUAGAUAACUGUUUGAGUUUAGAAAUAAUUUGCUUACCACUAAUUUUGGCUAGAUCCGGUGUGUGGGAAUGCAUAUUUAAAACUUUCGUUAUUUCUUUACCAUUAGUGUAAACUCUCACACAACACUAAUAGAUAAUACUAGACAAUUAUAUUAUACGAGCUUAUAACGGUGCAUUGAAAAUUAAGAUUAAAUUAUUUAAAUUUUCGGUUUAUUUAGUAACCGGUAAUGGUAUGAGGGGCGAAGAAUGUUUGGACCAGGAACGUUUGGGCCACUAAUAAAACUGCGAUCCGUUUGGAACAGGAUUUAGUGAAUCCGUUUGGACCAAUACUUUUAAAUUUCUAUAAAGGUUCACUAAACAAACGUUCAAUUAAACUACGAAAACUUAUUUUUAAAUUAAGUAAUAAGUCAAUUAUUUCGAUACACAUACAAUUUCUGUGUAUCAAUUUAGUUUUAAAACAUACCAAAAAUCCAGUUAUAUUAAAUAUAUACCUAUAUCUAUUAUCGUUAUAUAAUAGAUAUCUGUGUAUCAAGGUCUUAUACACGAUAAGACAACACAGAUAAAUUACUACUAUUUAAAGGCUCGAUAAAUAAACGUUCAAUUAAAAAAUGCUGGUCUAAACGGGCUGUAUAAAAUUAGUAUUAUUUAGUCAAACGGGUUUUCAAAAUUGGUCAAAACGGGUUGUGUUUCAGAAAAAUUUAUCCAAAUGGGUCCUGCUCAAACAAACACGUUGGUUAGGUUAGGUAUACAAAACGCGAAAGCGUAUUUUUAAAUUAUCGUGCUGAAUAUUCUAUCGUUUUAGAUAUGGAAGACUUCAGCAAACUAUCCAGUGUAACAGUGACUGAAGUGUUGAUGUUGGAAAUUAAAAUGUCACCGGCGGCCAAGACUUUUUUAAUCUCGGGAUACCCUCGAAAUAUGCGUGAUGUGGUCGAAUACACAACCAAGGUAAGGGUAUUGUUAUUAUUGUUAUUAUAAAUACCUACCAAUAUUUUCAAAAGGGUUCAUUCCCAUAUCUAGUAGAAAAGUUGUCCACAGAAAAAAAAAACAUCUUUGUAAAACCAUAAGCUUCUUCGCUCCACUCAGAAUCUAAAAACAUCAUUUUACAAACUUAAGCUUCUUCGUUCCAUUCAGAAUCUAAAAUAUAACUUUCAAUAAAAUGUUUUUUAAUUGUAUCUAAUUAUAAAUCGAUGUAUAUAAUAUCAAUUGUAUAACCAGUGGCAGCCUAAAAUGUAGAUAAGCAAAAAAAAAGAAAGGUCACCAAAAAAAAGUACUAUAUUUUAGUAAUAUCUCCCUCCCCAGAAAAAUUGUCUGAAUUCAACGCUGAGUGGUUUAUGGUAGCUAUAUUUUUAGUCGAAUUACAGGUGGUAGCGCGCCUAAUUAAUAAGUUAAAGUCUGGAAAUUAAAAUUAUUACGCGUUAUAGUAAUUUGUUUUCUUUUUAACUACCGUCAAGAAAUAUGUGUUUUAAAAUUGUGAAAACAAAAUUUGGUGUCUUCGUUCCGCUAUUUAUAAUUAUAUAUUUAAGCAAUCUAUACAAUGUAAUAACAAUAUUAUGAUGUUAUAAGUUAUAACGUCAAAUAAAUAAUUAGGUAUUAGUGUAAUACUCACCAGAACAUAAUAAUUCGUGACUACUAGUAAGAUGUAGGAUAAUAUAAUAUUACUAACGCAAUAUUAAAUAAUAUCAAUAAAAAUUGAGAACAUUUAUCUAACGACAUUUAUACAGAUCAAAGUUGUAAACGGAGUCAUUCUUAUAUCGUGGAACCAGAAUGUAUUGGAACGUCAAAUCGAUUACGGUGCCAAAUUGGGACACGUUGUCUUAAGCCUAGCUAGAAUGGAGUUGAAUAAUUUCUACAAAAAUGUAACACCUGUAUCGGACUUCUAUGACCAGAGAUCGAUGCUUAUAUCGGUUAGUGAUGAUUUUUUUUUUUAUAAUUAUAUACAAAAGUAUAUAUACAGGGUAUACCAAAAAAGACUGCCUAAUUCUAAAAUUGAAUAUUUUAUGUGUAGCUAUAAGAAUAGGUUUUUUGGUUUUUUUGCUGUUAAAACUUUGGUCUUAUUGGUUUUAUUUGUAAAAUACCCAUACAAAAUAAAAAAAAAACCAUAGCAUAGAAUUUCUUACAAACAUUUUUUUACAAAAUAAGGGGACUUGGUUUUUUCCAAAAAUAAUUAUUAUCACCGCUAUUUUUGGCUUAUCGUGUCCAAAAUCGUAAUUUAACCGCAUUAGUUAUUCACUCACUAAGCUGAUCCCGACUAGUCAUGUCUCGAUCAUAAACUUGCUCCUUCAUUUACCCCCAUAGAAAAAAGUCACACGGGUUGAAGUCAGGACUUCGAGGUGACCAUAUUAUAUCUGGAUGAAUUAUAGCAUUAUUGAUCGUACUUCUUCCAAUAAUACGACUGGGAAAUAUAUAAUGGAGUUGCUCUCUGACCGCUAUCUUGAGAUGAGGUGGGACACCAUCUAACAUAAACCACAUUUUCAUAUGCUCCUGUUCUUGCUGAAAUACACCGACAGCUAGUUUCGAGAUCUGCAUGAAAAAGAUUAAGAACUCUCUCCUCAUUUCGGACAUCACGAGCACGUCCGUCGUCUUCCUCCCUCCCAUUAGGAUUUACUGGUACAACUGACCCGACAUCAAACAACAAAAUAAUUUGAGUUGCAAUUAAAUUAUAAUGUUGGAGUAAGACAAUGCACACAUUAUGAAUUAUAUAUUAUAACUUCAUUACUGUUUGGAUAAAUUUAAAAAAAAUAACGUACCUCUUUCUCUUAAUCUUUGAAAUACAUCAGUGAAGGUUUUUCGAUUAGGUUGCUGACGGUUUGUAAAACUUUCAGCCCAUAAUCAAAUUGCCUCAGCACCAAUGCCAUAAGCUGCAUUUAAUAAUAGAUGUAGGUAUUCAGAAUGACAUAACAUUUUUGUAUUUUUUGAAAUAAAACCCAUAUCGGCGUAUUCAACAAACGUGUACACCAUUAUUAAAUAAAAAUGUGGGAAAAAAAUUAAACUCACAAGUAGCUUAUUGGCGUACCAUUUAACAUAACGUACCAAUCGAUAUGUGUUCAGUGUGGAGUCUCAAACUUAAAUACCAUAAUCAAUAAGAUAAAAAUAACAACUAAUAAUAACAAUGAUAAAGUAGUACACACAGAUUUAAUAUAGAAUACUAUUACUAUUUGAUGACGGAAAUUUUGUAGAUAGUGGAUUUUCAUUUUUGUAGUAUUAUUGGCAUUGUUAUUAUAACAAUUUGUAUGUCAUCGAAAAUGUUAGAAGGUCAUUCCAUAAACAACUUCUAAAAUGUAUUGAAUUUGACGGAAGUCACGUUGAACAGUUACAGUAAAUAAUUUGUUUAUUAUUACCUAAUAAUAAUUAAUAAUAAAAAAACGGAAUUUAUGUAUUUUUUUUUUUAUGUUUUUUUACAGUCAAAUUAGUCGUAUUUUUCUGUUAGGAUCAUUAGAUCAACACUUAAAUAUAAAAUAAUUUAUUCCAUUUAAAUCCCUGGCGAAUGAACAUACAAAUUCAUGUGCCACACCAAAAUUACGAUUUUGGUCAUUAUAAGCCAAAAAAAUUGAUGAUAAUAUAGUAACUCCUUAUUUUUUAAAAAAAUUCUACAACAAAUUCUAUGGUAUGGUUUAUUUUUAUUUUGUAUGAGUAUUUUACAAAUAAAACCUGUAAAAUUAAAGUUUUGACAAUAAAAAACAAAUUCCAAAAAAACUUAUUGUUAUAGCCACAUAAUAUAGAGUAACAAACCGGAGAGUUGGCCAGUCUUUUCUAGUCAACCUAUAUAAUAAAAUUAUGCCUAGUGUACACUCUGAUCGUGUUAGCAUAGGUCAAGCGAUAUUUCCGAAUGAUCAAAUAACUAUAACAGUUUUUAUGUUUGUAAAAUAUAUGCCUAGUGUACCUACUUAUAAUUCAUUGUACAAAGUUAUUAACAGUAGAUCAAUAAUUAUGAUCCGUUUAUUUUUUUUACCACAAACACUCUUAUAAUAAUUAUAUAUCAGUGUUAUAUAGGUGGGGAGGGUCGGUUAAGUAUAAGACAUACAUUUAACCGAUCGUAAUGAUAAAUCAUUGAAAAUAUAAUACUGCUAUUUUGAGUUCUGAUUUACUAAAAUUGUGUUUAAUUCAAUUUAUUUUUCAACUAAGUAGUUAAAUACUCUAUACGAAUAAAAGGCAUUGUUUGUCUGUCUGUCUGUUCACGACCAACAGCUAAAUCUAUCACAGAAAUCUGAAAAUUUACGUACGAAAGCUGAUGAAAGAGUCCGUGUUCAUUUCAAAGCCAAAUUUCCGAAAUUUAACCCCUAAAAGAAUUCAUCCACACAGUGUUUUUGUAAUUUUUAGAACAAACAUCUAAUUAUUAUUGUUGACUCAUGAAUAACAAUAACACGGAUAAACGAUGACACUUGAUGGCACGGAUGAACAAAAAAAAGAAAAAUUGAUAAUGCUAAUGACUGUGUCAUUGUUUUUAGUAGGGAAGUUAUAAGGGAGAACAUAUAGAGUAAUUUAAUUUAUAUCUGUGUGCAACGACAAACUUUGCUAUCGAAAAACGAUUCCGAGCACGUAAAGUUUUAUUGGUUGUAUUUUCUUUGUUGUUAAUAAGAUACCUAAUCCAGAAAUCGACAAAACUUAUACAAAAAAAUUGCCAGUUUUUCCGAUUUAUUAAGAAUUAUACGGAAAAAUCGAGUUGCCUACCCAAUAUACCAACCAAAUCAAAAACGCUACAAGAAAAUGUCCAUUGUUUUAUUGGCAAACGUUUUCUGGAAAAAAUGUAUUUACCGACACAAAAAAAAAAACCAAUUCAUUCCUCGUUAGUUCAUAAUCCAAAACAUUUAUUAUAAAGAAGACACGAAAAAACACGAGAAGACACAUUUUUAACUUUUUUUUUUUUCGUUGGACCAUCAUUAGUAACAUAACUUAAGGUCGGUUAAAUUAUAAAUAGUAUUUAAUAAUGGUUUAAAGGUGAAGGAAAUAAUUAGACAUGUUUAUUAAUAUAAUUAAAGAUAGAGAAAAUACAGUAAAACUAGUAUUAACUAAUUAGAUCGUGUAGACGACCGUGUUUUAGGCGUCUUUGUGGUGGCAGAUGUAUAUGUAAGUUGAAGUGAAGUGAGCCUGUUGAGUUGUGAAGAGAGCUAUGGAAACUUACAACCAGGGCACGUAUUGUUAAGAUUUGAAGGUUUUUAUGAAGAUUUACGUUCCUUAUGAACCAUGUUGCGUUUGUUAUAAUUCUUAAUAUUUUAUUUUGGAAGAUUUCGACUUUUUUGACAUGUGACGUUGAACAGGUACCCCAUAUAGGACAAGCGUAAGUAAAUAUUGGUCAUAGUAGUUGCUUGUAAAUUAAUAUAGAACAUUUGUUAUGUAUAACUGAAUUUUUGUUUAGUAUAGGAAAUAACAUAGAGAGGCACUGGUAUGCUUAUUGAAGUUUUGACGAUAUAUGUGGUCACCAGGUAAGCAUCUUGUCUAAUGUAACACCAAGGUAUUUGACGUACAAUUGUACAAUUAUCAAAUUUUAAAGGUAACGGAAUGAAGUAACGACAUAGGCUAAAAAUUACGCCUACGGUUUUUGAAGCGUUGAAUUGAAUUUGCCAGUUUUUCACCAUUUUGAUAUUAUAUUACGGUGGCCUUGAAGGUUGUAAAGUAAUCGUAAAGAUAUUACGAGAUUCAUGAUAGAUUUUUGUAUCAUAUGUGAAAAGGGCAAUAAUAGUACGUAGUGGCUCCGUUAUAACAGAUGUAAAAAUAUUGAAUAAGAUAGAUCCCAGUUUAGAGCCUUAGGGUACGCCAUCAGAGAUAAAUCGGAAUUCAGAAGUAUUGUAAUUUAUUUUAACCAUUUAACCACCGAAAAUUGUCUAUUAGAUAGAAAGGAGUUGAUGAUAUUAAAUAGGUAUUUUGAAGUAUUAAUGGUUCUUAACUUGUAUAAAAGGCCUUCGUGCCAUACUCUGUCGAACGCUUUAGAAACGUCUAUAAAAACAGCCCCUGCAUAGCAGUGCUUUUCAAAUAAAGUACUUCAAACGAAAAAGCUGUUGGACUGUCGAAUGAUUUAUUCUAAACCUGAACUGAAAUUUCGGUAUAACAUCUGUGCUAUUUUAGUCAUUUUUAGUUUCGUACGAAUAACUUUUUUAAAUAUUUUCGAUAAGGAGAAUAAUAGACUUAUUGGUCUAUAUCAGGAUUUUUUUUUACCCUUACCAGAUUUUUAUAUUAGGACAACUGUUGCUUUUUUCCAAUUGAGCGGUAAGCGUCCAAAUCGUAACAAACAAUUAAACAAUGAAGUCAUAAAGACGAGUUCUUUUACUGAAAGUUUCUUAAACAUAAGAUUCGUAAUGACCGGAGCUUUUUCAUUUUAUUGAUAAGAAUUUGAUAAAUUUUUUAAUUUCAUUUGUGUUGAUCCAUACGUUUUUGGAUCUAAUAAACUGGUAGCUUUAAUAAAUUUAAAAGCCGUCGUUCGUUGUGUAUAUCAAUAAUUCAGUAAUUUGGUUUGAAGAAAAUGUAUAGCAUAACAUUUCUGAAAAAUCGUUACAUUUGUCCUCGUCAAUUAUCGCUAGAUUAUUGGGUGUAUGGAAGGGAGAAAUUAUGUUUAUCUUUUGAUUCAAAAGUCUUUUGGUCGCCUUCCAUAAGUUUGAAUCUCCCAGGUACAUAUUUACCAAGUAGUUAUUAUAGGACGGCACACGGUUGUUAUAUAAAGCUAUUUUCACUUCUUUAGUAAAUUUAUUUAAUAUUUUUUUAUUUGCCAUAGUCCUUUAGUUUUGCCGAAUGGGUCUAACGUGAUGUUUACAUUUAAUUAAGGAUAUAUUGUGGUAACAUGCCGAUGUAUGAAGGAUUAUGAGGUGGUACAAGAGCACGCUCUCACGGCGUCUGCAAUUACUACGAUAAGGUGUUCGGACAUUUAUCGUUUUAGAUUUGGUUUAAAACAUUCAAUACCGUGUGUCCGUGGAAACAAAGUCCACUUUACAACUCAUUACCCUGUAAAUAUUUUUUAAUUCUGUUUUCGGGACAUUAAACUAGUGACUAAUGAAUCUUCAAUAACUAUGACUUACAAUUUGUUUAACUCUGGAAUUGUUAACGCAAAAUUGGCUAAACUAAAAUAAACCUAACCGAAUACAUUUGUUUCAUCUAAACACCAUGAUGCAAUCAAAAUUAUUAAUAAUUAGUUAAAGUAAUUAAUGAAGUAUGAUACUAUAAUUAGUUCAGUUAAAAAAAAAUCAAAUUUAUACAUUUUUUAAAAAAAAUUACACUUAUCUCUAGUUUAACAAAUUUCGGGUUUAGAAUACAGGUUGAUAAGUGAAAAUUUAUUGAAAAAACCCAUAAAUCCGAAAAUGUUAUUCAAAAUAUGUGUUAUCGGUUAAAAAAAAAAUGAAGUUUUGUUGCGCAUACGUAAAAUACAAUAGUUUGAAAAAAUUCUAAGUCGUCAGAAUUCAAUAUCUUUUAGUCUAAUUUGGUAUCCCGAAAACAGAAUUUAAAAAUAUUUACAGGGUAAUAAGUGUUGAAGUGGACCUUGUUUCCGCGGACACACGGUAAAUAGAUGCUUAAACAUUCGGAAAAAUGACACGGCCAACGAUCAGUCUGUGCAUUAACUUGUGCAACAUAAAAUUUACCUGUUUGCCCCUCCCCCCUCUUUUCUUAAGGUUAACGGUGAGCGAAAUCCGACUGAAGUCUACAACGAUUUUCGUUCUUCGGUGUUACAAAUACUGAGUGCCCACCGGACACCCGUACCCGUCACGGUACCCAAUGGCAACGCCGUGCCGGUGCCUCCCUUGAAGGGUGAUGAUGUCGAACACUUGGACGGCAGUGGUGUCGAACACUUGGACGACGACGGUGUUGAACACUUAGACGGCGACGGUGUCGAACGUCCAGGUGACGAUGGCGCUGAACGGCGACCUGCCGACCGGGAUGCCAAACGACAGCGCGCCGAUAGGGAUACCGAACCGCGGCCCGCCGACCGGGAUGCUGAACGACGUCCCGCCGACCGCGGUGCCAAACGGCGGGCCGGGGACAUGGCCGCAGUGCACACACCUGUCUCGAAAACUGGAGACAAUGAGUCGCGGCCAACAAAAUACCCGACCGUCGUUUGUGUAGUAGGUGAGUGCAUUAAAAAAUAUAUAUUUUGAUGUGAACGUUUAGCAGUACAUUAUACAAUUACUUUACCUUUGGUAUGUUAUCCAGUAAUCCAGAGCCGUAGCUUCUAGCCAGGAGGGUCACUGGGGACACUUGCCUUCAGUGCCUUCCGGAAUUAUUAGUUUUGGGUUAUUUAGGUUAUUUCGUCUUCGUCUUCGUCUUCUUCUUCAAUGGCAUUUAAAACUCUAUUAGGGCCUUUUCCGCCAUCACUACUGCCCUUAAUUUCUCUCAAUCCUAAACAAUUUCCUUCUAUUCUUGCAUUCCCAGAGCUUUAAGAUUCUCUUUUACUAUGUCUAGCCACCUCUUCCUCAUUCUGCCUCAAGGUCUAUUCCCUUCCGGUUUCCAUUCCAUGAAUGCUCCGAUUGUUUCCUCUUCACUUCUUCUCAUAAUACGACCUCGCCACUGUAUUAUUCGCCCUUUUAUAUAAGUACUGACUGAUACUAAGCUCAGAUCUUUCUAAAGUUCCUUGUUUAACUUCCUUCUAUGUUCAUUAUGACUUCCUUCCAACUACUUGGCAUUUUCUGGAUAAAUACAAUAAACGCGAUUAGGUUAAAUUAUGAGACGUACAAGCCGAUGAGACAAAUGAUUAUAAAAAUGAUCCGUCAUUAUCCAGAGUAUAAUGUUCUCUUAAGACCUCUACUGGAUUCUAACAUGCGCCAGUCCUGUAAAGGCUAAUAAAUUCGAAAUCACGAUCUUAAACAUCUACCUUCCGAUUUCCGUAUCUUAAAGUAAAACCGUUUCACUUUGUCCUAUAGGCAUAUUUUAUGAUAAUAACAUAAUAAUAGCUAGGCUUUUUCUAAGACAAGGCUAAACUGUAUGCUAAACCCCCAACCUAUAGAGCCAGAUCACACUGACCACCUAAGACCAGCGCGGGGCUAUUGCAAUGUACACUGUGUGCAUUGGGCUAUGGGCGUGCCACUCUCUCUCUGAGUCUAGGUCAUUUCAAUGUAUUAUGUUAUCAUGUAAAAAAUUGUGGUAAUAAACUUAAUUGCACAAUUCAGUAACAUAAAUAUUGAAUUCCUCAGUAAUUAUAUCGUAAAUAUAAAAUAAACACAUUUAGUAAAAUUAAAAUCAUACUAAAUAAUAUAAGUCAAUGAACGCGAAAGGAUUGAAGAGACUGAUAAGAACAAUAGCAUACAAACAAUAGUUAAGAUUAGAUAGCAAUAUGUCAACACGGCGUGUUGUAACCAAGGGAGCUAUAUAACUACGUUUCCAGUUAUGGUUUAACGAUUUCUACACUGAGCCAUAAUAUUUAAACGUAUUUAAAGUGGAGCACUAAAUAUGUCAGAAAAUAGACUCGGUAUCCCAGUGGUUUAGCCAUGGCUCAUAUAAAUAAAAAAAGACGUUAAUAAAACUAUUGUAAGCAGUACCUUUGUUCAGUAUCCACCUAUAGGAAAUUCUAUGCAGUCAUGCAGCUGUCAGAAGGGUAUCAUAAUUAUAGUUACAAGAAUCCCCUAGUCCCUAGACAUUAUACAUAUUAUAUUCUCAGAAAUACAUAUUAUAUUCAUCAAUUUUUUUUAUAGUAGUACAUUGGUGAAAUCACUUUUCUCCAUUUUUUGGGAAUACAAUCAACCCCCUAAAACCUCUACCUAUGUCCAUAAUUCAAACAAAAACGUUCUCAGCAAACCCCCCCCCCCUCUUUUCCUAAAUUCAAAAUCCUAACCAAUGCAUCAACAUAUCAUUCUAAACAAAAAUAAUAGUUAUUAUAAUACAAAUAAUCAGUGCCCUUCUCCCCCUGUAAAAACCUUCAAAUUUAGACGUGUUUUACCACCUAAUAUAAUACAAAUCAAGUUAAUAUUAUUACAGGUGGUCCAGGUAGCAAUAAGAGUUCAUUGUGCCAAAAAGUACUUAUGGCAAAUACCAGUUGGGCACACGUGAGCAUGGGGCCGAUUCUCAGGUCACUGGCAUCGUCUCAAGAAACGCUACAAGCAAAAAUUAGCAGCGGACAGAUCGUUGAAGAAGUAAGCGAUAAUAUAAUAUGGCGUUUAAACUAAAGUCGGUAUUGUGAUUUUUUUUGAUUUUUAUUCAUCAACAGUCAAUAGUUCAUGAAAUAUUAGACGCCGAAAUGUUCAAAUACAAAAACGCAGAAGGUAUCUUAAUGGACGGUUAUCCAAGAACUGUUGGACAGCUCAACUAUUUUGAAAAAAAGGUAAAAAAUAUAAUGUAUAUUGUAUACAUUUUGACGGUUUUACAUAAUAAUCCAAAAAUUGAUGAAAAAAAAAACCGAAUAUACUUCGUAUGAUGGAUCGGCCACUUUUAUAGACGAGAAGUUGAGAAAGUAGAAGAUAAAUUAAAUGUAUAAUAUCUGUACGGAUUGAAUUAUCUAUUGUAUAUCGGAUUUAAUUUGCUAACGAAAAACCAUUCUGAACAGAGUUCAGUUAUACAUGUUUUAAAAGGCCGUAAUAUUUACGACUUAAAAAUAAUACAUUUCAUACAUAUUCCCGGUUUUUACCAAUUAUUAUGAAAACUCUUGGGAAAAUCGAAAAAUGACUCCCCUUCUUAGUCAAAUUUCCUUUCAGAAAAAGUGCUACACAUGAAAAUCAAAACAAAAUUCCAUGUAGAAAAGUUGUUUACAGAAAAAAAAAUUAAUUAAGUACUAUUGUAAAACCAAUACAUUCUUCGUUCCACUUAGAAUCUAAAAAUUGGAUAGGUAGGAUGGUCAAAAAAUACAACCAUACAGGGUGAUUAACUAAGUAAUUACAAUAAAAGGGAUUAAUUUAAAAUUAUUUAACUUUAGAAUCAUAUAAUGAUUAACCAUGAUUGGUUUAGUGUUGCUUUGUCAACAAUAUAUUUAUCAUUGUGUCAAAUGUGAAAAUAAUUACAUAAUAUGCAUAAUAGCAAUAUUUGAUUAAUAUUGUAUUAUUUUUCCGUUUUUACCAUACUUUUUACAUUUAUUAGGGAAAAUCCCGGAAAAUCAAAAAAAUGACCUCCUUAAAGUACCAUAUGGACAAAAUUUCAUCCCAAAAAAGGUGCUACACUUAAUACAUCGGAACAAGAUUUCUGGUACAAAAGUUUGCAAAACAAAUUGAGGGGUAUUUUUCAAUUAAAAUACACUGAGCGAGCGACGGCUUGGGUCUCUAGGUGCACCCAAAAUGCAAUUGCUAUUUCCCUAUUUAGGUAAUAGGGAUAAAAUAGUUUUGGAGCUAUUGACUAGAGCUAAGAGCUAUUUUAUUUUUAGUUUUACACAAUAGUAUCCCAAAAUUAAGUUUAUUAAAAUGGAUUACUUCAAUAAUAUAAUAAUUUUAAAUUUUAAAAUUUAAAUCACUCAAAAGUUAUAAGAUAAUUUUACAGCUAAAGCAUUAGUUAUGUUCCAAUUAUAUCUUAAUUGAACUAACUAUAUAAUGGGAUAUUAACAAAUACGUGCCCAAGGCAUAAUGAUUAGGCAUAAUCCGGCCCUAAUGACUAAAACGUAACUGUACCCGUUUUCAUAAAAACUAUCCAAUUAUCACUCACGUUCACGUUGUGUAAAUAAUAUCGCAUUUUCGAUUUGUUUAUAUUAGUAUGCUCAACGGCCUAAGUUGAUACUGUUGGAUUGCUCAAAGUUACAGUUGGGUCGCGGAAGGCUGGACGAUAGUGUGUCGGCGUUCCGCCGGCGUCUGGAAAGUUUCCGCGAACAAACCCUGCCGAUGCUCAAGGCGCUAGACAGAGAUCAUCGAUUAACAGUAGUAAGUAUAUAAUUUAUUUAACACUUACAUAAUAUUAACGGUUUUGAAAUUCGUAUUUAGGCACUGAAUGCUAUACUUCAAUUUUGAAUCUGAUAGGUUUGCAAAGUUAUGCUCUUGGAUUUAAACAUCCAUUUUGAUGAUCAUAAUUCAAACUAACAAUAAAUUGUGUAUUGAAUGUAUACACAUAAAAAUAAAAGUAUCAAAAUAAGCACUGUACAAUUAUAUACCUACCUAGAUAGAACCUUAACCUUAACCUUUUCAAAAUUACUAUUAUUUUAGUACUUUUGUAGUACCUAAUUUUAGAUUCUGGACAGAGCGAGAACACUAUAAAUAUAUGACACAGAAUUUAAAUAGUUAGAUUAACUCUAAAGUCAUUGGGCUAUACUAGAAAUUAGAUUUUCAUUAAUCAAUAAAAAUGAAAAUAAUAGCCAUAAAUUAUUUCAUUAAUAGUUUACAUAAAAAGUAUACAUAUAUAUAGAAACAUUUAUUGAAUAGUAUUAUAACAGAACAGUACAAAAUAGAUAAAAUACAAAUUGCAUACCUAAUUGGAUUAAUUGAAUUUUAAAUUCUUUACAAUUUUUAAAAGAAUUUAUGUUUAAUCUGAAUUCAAUUUAGAUCCUAACAAAUACAUCCAUAAUGUGAUCCAUAAUCUCUAAUUUACAGUUCUCAACCUAGGUAAAACUAAAUUAAUAUUUUGUUGAUAUUAUAUUUUGGAGGAUUAAAAAGAAAUCUAAUAGCAGGAUAUUUCUAUACUGAAAAUAUAAAUAAAACCACCCACCGAAUAAUUAAUUAGUAGAAAAAAUAUUAUGUAAAAAUGGAUAUUGUAUUGGUUAAAUGGUUAAAUUUAGGCUUUAACAGCUCACACAAUAAUUAGAUAAAUAUAUGUAAUAUUAAAAAAUUAAAUCAGUCACAGUCAGGAUUUCUAGUCUUUUAGCAACAAAUAAAACAUUAUAAGAAGAAUUAACAAAGAUUUUUGGUCAGAUUUAUAUUUAGAAAACAAAAAAUUCUUGGUGUUAAAAGAAAAAUGGGUCAAUAUCAAAGUUAUUAAAAUACAGAGAUAUAUAAGGAACUAGAUAAAAUUUCAAACUCACUAAAAUUUGAUUGCAUUUUUGUAAGAACUGGAAGGCAAACAGAAACAAAAAAUCAUUAAAAAGUUUAAUCAUUAUUAUUACCAUAGAAGACAUUGGCUGCCCAAGAUUGGACCAAAUAUGCAAUGAAGUCACUCUGUCAAAUUGUAUUUUUCAUAUGAAUUUAAACACAAAACAAAAUGCAUUUAAUAAAGUUUAUGCAUUAAGAAAAUGGUUUAUAAAUAAUUUAUGAUCUAUUUAAUAAACAAUUUAAUAAUUUUCUAUUAUAUACAAAUAGGUUGUUAUUAAUUGUCAUAAAAUACUAAAAUCAAAACAUUAAAUAACAUUAGAUACAAAUUUAACAAAAAACGAAUAUAGACAAAUAUCAAACAUAUAUAUAUACACAAAAAAAAAUAUUCAUAUAUUAAAACAAACUAAAAUUGACAUAAUUUGUACAUUUACAAAAAACAAUAUUUUACAAAUUAAUUAAAUUUAAUACAAUGUUAACAUCAGGAGCAGAUAGACAUGAUCUGAAAAAAAAAAGAAUCUAGCAGCUCACAUAAUCAUAUCCAAGAUCUACCUUCAACCUUGAAAUCCCGGGGGAGGGGGUGAGCUAUCUGCUACUGGUUUACAUAUUACUUUCAUUAAAGUCUUUAAGGUCCAACUCAAAGAAAAAAUGUAUGACUAGUAAAUUAGUGACAAAAUCAUAUUCAUUAUUUGAACAUAACCAAUUUUAUAAUUUAUAUGCGAAAAUAUUUGCACACAAUCUUGUAGUAUAUAUCCCUCAUCAUCAUUGUUGGUAAAUACAAAUUUAUUUAAUUUGAUUGUAUUGGUCUAAAGUUUAAAUGGGCCUAUUAAGAUUAUAAUUUCCUAUCACUGAGCAAACAUCUCUUAUGGUUUUCAAACUUCAUGUGGUUUUUAACCACAUGGUCCUUGAUUACUUUCACUUUAAUUUUUUCUUCGUCUUUUAUCUUAUAAGCGUGUAAAAUAGAACUGGUGCACAAUUCAGACAACUCAGUGAUUGUCUGGCCAACUAUUUCAUCUGAAAAUAACCUCCAGUAUCUUUUUUCAAUAAGUAUGGAUGGUCUCUCGGAAGGUUUGUGUUUAUACAUUUCAAACAGCCCACAUUUGUUCAGCAGAUUAACAUAGAAAUCUUCUGUAUGAAUAUAAUACACCAAUGAAUCUAAAAAAAAAAAAAAUAAUAAUAAUAAUAAGAAAACUACCAAUAAUUUUAAUAUUCACCUAUAUCAGUAUACAUGAGGUUUUCUGGAGUCUUUCAAAUGCUUUCUUAUGACAUAGUGGUAGUAUUAUAUCUUAGUUUUUGAAAUAUUCAGCACAGCAAAGCCUGAAAACAUAAAAUUCAACAUUAUGAACAACUUUUUUUAAACAAUACUUGUUUUAUAUGUAACAGUUACCUACAUAAAUUAGUUUGCAAAAAUAGAUUUUUUUGUUUUCCAAAGAGACAGCACAUAGAAACUCUAUCCCCUACUGGAUGACAGUUCAAUGUCAAUUCUUCAUAUCAUCUAAAAUAAUAUUAUAAUAAUGGUCAAAUUAGAAUAAUAAAUUACCAAAUACAGCAUUGUUUAACAAAUCAUAGAAGUUUUUCUGAAAAACGUUAACUGUUUUUUUCCUUGUCUAAGUAAUUAAAUAACAGUAGUUAAAUUUAUGUGUACAUGUAUUUAUGUACACUCUAUAACAAUAACAUAAACAAUACAUAAUAUAAUAAAUAAAUAAAAUAAUUACUUCAGCCCUUAGCUAUUACUUGCUUCAGAUUUCUGUAAUGAAUGAUGAAACUAUUUUUUUCCUUCAUUCAUUCAACAUUAACUACUUUGGAUCCCUGUGGUACUUUAUUGACAGGACGGACAAGUCAUUAUGCACAUUAUGUAAAUUUUCUAAAUAAGAGAUAUCUACUACAUCCAAUGGGUCUAUUAGCUUGUCUAAUCCCAUAAUAAUAACAGGUUACCCACUUAAAUGUUCGCACAUCAUAUAUUUACCCACUCAAAGCUAUUAUAUAAUAUGGAAUGGCCAUCUAUACAACCAUUACCUAUUAAAAAAAAUUAAUUAGUUAAUAGAAAUAUACAUUAUAAAUUAAAUAAUUCAUAAUCAUUUAAUCAACUGUUGAAAAAAAAUCAAUUCCAAAGCUAUUACUAUCAAUAAAUCAAAUUAUUGUAAGCACAUGUCACCCAUUUUCAGUUGAUGUAGCAAAUAUGUUAUUGUAAAUACAGCAUAUAAUAACUUUAAUUAUUUUAAACUUUAAUCAUUUUAAUAUAAAACGUUAAUAUCAAUUAAUUUUUGUUAAUUAAAUAAUUAUCAAUAUUAUUUAUGUUAAUAGUUGAUACAGAAUAACCUAUAUUCAAUGUUCAAACAAUUUUGAAAUAUUUCAAAAUAAAACUUAUUUUAAUUUAGAAAUAAAAAUCAAGUUAUUAUUAUUAAUAUCUUUUUUAAAUCAUUUAUUAGGAAAAUUAAGAUUUAGAAAAUAAAAUCCUUGAUUGGUGAACAAACAUUAUCAUAGUGUCCCCGAGUCCUCAUUGACUGAUCUUGUCGCCAGAAUCUCUGAUGAUAAUAUUAGUCUAGUCAAGGCUCUAUAUCCUCUUUCUUUAUUUCUGCCUGAUGACUACAAAGUUCUAAGACUUGACAAAGUAACCAGUGGUUUUUCUCGCCCUCUCAAAAAUUAUUUUCCAAAAUAAAGAUGCCUCUCUGAGUAUCAAACUUAUUUGUGAUGAGACAAGGAUGGAAUGGGAGCUGUUGAAAUCUUGUUUCUUGAAAUGGAUUAGUGUGUGAAGUCAGGCAAGUCUAGCCUCACCAUUGCCUUCAUGAAUGAAUUGCCCUCUGUUAUCAAUACAUUGGCAAAAAAUGACAAGCACUAAAUCAGGAGUCAAUAUCAAACCUUCUACUUAUCUCUCUCCACCACUAACUAUUUAUCAAAUUAUCCUCUUAGCCGUCUAUUGCAUCUGUAACUUAGAUAUUGUUUUUCACAUGACUUGUUCUUCUAUGUUUGGGUAAUCCAACCCAUUUUCUUAUUAAAAUAAAAUAUUUUUUUAUAAAUACCUUGUGAAUUCAUGAUUCUGUCAAUUAUGCUCCUAAGAAAAAAAGCAUUUUCUUUUUCUUCUUUUGGAAUAUAGUCUCCCAUAUUGCCUUCUUUAUUGUACUAUAGUAUUACACAACACACUUGACUACUGAUACUGAGUGGGCUGGUGAAAUAUCUAAAAAUUAAAUAAAAUAAAUUAUAUGUUUAAUAUCCACUCACUAGAAUAAAUAAAAAAAAAAUUAAUUAAUCAUUAAAAAUACCAUGAAUUAAUUUCAAAUAAUGUGUGUGAUCAUACUUGCGUGUGAAUAACUUAUUAAAUAGGUACACUACAAGAAAAAUGACACAUUAUGCUUCAUUGUAACAUGUCUUUACAUAUUCUAUUGAAAAAUGAAGUGCAUAGAUUACAAUGAAACAUUAUGAAUAUUUUGAAAACAAGUCUGAAUAAAAUAAUAAAUACAAAAGAUACUUAUAGUGAGAUUAAAUAUGUACUGACUGACUGUCUAGAAUGAUUUAAACUUAUAUGGCAGUCAGAUAUAAUUCACAAAUUUUGUGGAAAAAAAGUUGGUGCAACAAAGAAAAUAUAGUAGUUCCCAACUUAUUAUUUAUUAAAUUUUGAAGUAAAAUAAUGAAAAUAGGUAUUUUUGAGAUAUACUUAAAAAUGAAGUAUGCGCAGGAGAACUGUAAUAGUAAAUUCAACUAACAAAGCGUAUGUGCUGACUGCAAGUGGCAUCAUAUGUAAGCAUCUUAUGUGGCCGGCACCCAUACACCAAUAUACCAAAAAUAUUUUCUUUUAACUGAAAAAACAAACCAUUAUCCCUUAACCAGUGGUUAUCAAUCAGUAUAUCACCAAAAAAAAAUUGUUUUUUAUGGUGAUAGAUUAUGGCCACAAAUAGGAAAACUAAGAAAUUAGCAUUGUGUAGGUAGGUCCUCGGAGCGUUGUGUAUGUCAUUUUAAUUUCAUCAAUUGUUUUAAAUGUGUCAUCAUUUGUAUGGAUCUAAAUUAGGGUAUUAAUAAUUAAAAUAAUGAUCGUUUUUUUAUUUUAGACAUAAAUUAAUCCAGUUAUAUAUACAGUGUAUGGUAUAUACAAUAUACAUUCAGAUAAAAUGGAAGGUGAAAACUAUAUUAUAAUGCAAGUUAAGAUAAUUAAAGUAUAUAUAUACAUAGUAUAUAUAAAGUAUAUAUAUAUGUAUAUAUUCCUUAUACUACAGCUGUUGUCACACGUUUCCGCUGGUUGAUUUCUGUCUCUACUCGGCGUUUCUCCAACAGCAAAGCCUCCCUUUCUGAGGAAUAUGAGUUAUUGUGUAAUUUUGAUAAACGUCGGUUCAUUAGUUUGAAAUAAACCAGCAAUAACUUAUUACGCAGAAGAUGCAGGUUUCUGGCCGGGGAAUUGAAUCUCCACGACCUCGGUGUCACUCGCACACAUGGUUUCACAGCAGUCUAAAAUUAAAAAAAAUAUAUGAGAAAUUCUCUUACAAACAGAAAGCAUUGAACGGGUUAAAGUAAUGAACGAGAUUGAUCCAAAUCACCAAAUAAAAGAUCCGGAUCACUAAUACCAAAUUUUUUUAAACUGGAUUUUUGAACUGGAUCUUCUUGUUGACCUGAUUCAAAUGAAUUGGAUUACUUAUAUGAACCAUAAUUAUCAUCUCUAAGAGAAUAAUCGGGAUUAAGAAUAAUACUCAUAGGAGUCAUAGCAUUUCUCCAUUUCAUCGCUAGAAUAGAAUAGAAACUUGUCGGUAGAAGCCUAUCCAAACAGCAGGUGGAGACUAUAUUAUAAUGGAAAUGUAGAUAGGUAAUUAAAAUAAAAAAUAGACAUACUUCACAUAAUGGGUGAACCACUACUGUAGAUGAAAAGUUAAGAAAGUAUAAAGAGAAAUUUAAUAUAUAUUUAUAUAUUUAAGCAAAGAUUAAUCAUUGCUAACAAAAAAAGAUUCUGAGUGGAGCAUUGUGCAAUGAACAUUCUGUUAAAUUUUCAAGCAUUUCUGUUUGGCCAAACAAUUUUAUCCACAUAGUACCUACCGAAAAUUAAAAUAUCUAUAAAUAGCUUAAAAAUAUCUCAAAUGUUUUGAAAAUUUUACCAUUUUACCAAUUUUACAAAUUUUAAGACUUUACAAAUAUGUUUAACUGAAUUACAAUAAAUAACAAAAUGGACAAUAAUAAUCAAAAAGGCAUUAUUUUCAUAAAUUUCUUAUUUUUCUUACGUUUUAUCCCGGGUUUUUCAAGGUAUGAUCAAAACCGCUUCGAAAUUCAAAAAAUGAUUUCCUUAAAGUACAUCUAGAGAAUAUGUCCUUUCAGAAAUAUUGUCGCAUGUAUAUAUCGGGGCCAAAUUUCUGGUAGAAUUUUUGUAUACAAUAUAAAAAAAGAAAAAAGAAAAAUUGUAAAACCAAUACAUUCCUCGCUUCACACAAAAUAUUUAAUAUUAUGUAUACAUAGAAAGUCCAAGUCAACCAAUCAGUCAAAAUACAAAUUUGCAUUGCAAUGGCAACUCUGUUGUUAAAUAAUUACAUUGCUUGAAAUAGUGAUAAACUUGUAAAGCUAUUUUUAUCAAUUUCAUACAGGUUUCAAGCGUUUUUAAAUAAUACUUCUUUAUUUUCAAAUAUAAAAUCUUUUUUUGAUGAAAUAAUUUCUUAAAUUUUUAAACAAAUGAAGAGCAUCAAAUUCAGUAAACACAUUUCUACCAUUAACUAGCACGUAUGGCUAAUCUUUUGAAAUUCUUUAAAAAUUUGUAUGCCGAUGAUGAUUUUUAAAAAAUAUUUAAUGCAUAUUAUUGUUCAUUUGAGACUAUGGUUUUGUUGAUAAACAAUUAUGUAACCUUAUAAAUAUUCCAACCAAUGUUUUUUAAAUUUUUAGAAGGAAAUUUAAAUAAAUAUAUAAAUUUAAAAGAUUUAUUAUGUCUGUCUUACAAUGUUGAAAAAAUCUGUUAUUUUUAAAAAAUUGGAUAUUAUUACCAUUUUUGAUACUAACAACUUUUUUUUGAUAUGCAACAAUUUUUUUUAGCUUACAUAAAUUAAUAAAAUUAUUAUCGUUUAGAGUGGUUGUGAAAAAUAAUUGUUUUAAUGAAAAAUCAAUUAUUUGUUCAUAAUAGUUAUAGUUUUUAAUGUUACAUCAGUAGUAUUGAAAUUGUAGGAUAUACCAGUUAUAGUUGGCAUGAAUUAUUACAUGAAUACAUAUACAUGAAUUAUUUCAGUAAGACUAAGUGCCACAGUUAACAGAAAAUUUCUAUUGACUGUUAAAGCAAGUAAUAUUUUUCUCUUUUAAGUUACAACACAUGGGCUUAAUUGACAAAUGUAAUUGUUUUUGUUGGUAUAGUAACACGUAAGAAUGCAUCAUUUUCAAUGAACAACUGGGGUACUAAAUAUUUUGUCUAUCUUUAUUUAAUAUAAUUUGUGAAAUCAUUUUCUACAAAAUAAUGCUAAUAAAUGCUAUGAUUGUAUUAAUCAUUCAUGAAGUAGUAAUAAAUCAGUAUUUCAAACAAAAAAUAUUAAAAAUUAUAACUAAGAGAAUAAUAUUUGAUUUAUUGUCAUAUCUAACCAAUAAUUAUAUUAUUUUAUUAAAUUAAUUGCUUAGGAAUUUUAUUGAAUGACAAAUAUAAAAUCAUAAAUUUACAGAAUAUUAUUAUUAUUAUUAUUUUAAAGUAAUACUUUGAUUGGGGUUUUGUAAAUAUAUUAUUUAAUAGUAUAUCUAAAUAUUAAAACAAUAAAUAUCAUUAAUUUAAAAUACCUAACAAUAAUAACUAGUGUAGGUAUUGUAAAGCCUGGUAAACUUAUACCACUUAUACCACAAUUUAUAAACGUACAUUUGCUACCACAUACUUCCAUAACGCAUGACAUUUUGAAUAAUUAAAAACUUUAAAAAACAGUAAUAAUAAUAAAUUAUUCAAAUUUCAAACGUUGAUCGUCACAAUAAGUGAUAAGUAACUAUAGUAACAGCAUAAUGUCCCAGCCCCCCCGCCGUAAGUUUAAUAAUUUAAUUGACCAGCCACGGCAGCAUAGUCCCCGAUAGUCGAGAACACUAGCGAACCUAUUGGCACAGCACCCACACUACUAUAAAUUAUACACCUAUUUCACAUUUUCCCUAUUCAACGCGGAUUUUAUCAUUACUUGGACUAUCAUUAAUCAAUGAUAUCAAUAUUAUUGUUUAUUAUUACCAUUGAUGCCUCGUUAGAACAGCUUGGCGGUUCGGUCGACAAAGAUGGCCAUGGCAUAAUAUAUGAUGGCUCGUCUUUCACCUUAGGUACUUUCACCAUCCGUUCUGAUAACUGCUUAGUUGCGAACAUUUUAAACUGGUUGAUAAAAUUGAUUUGACAGGCUGGUAUAGAUAUUGAAUCACUGGGCACACGUUUUAUGUGCGAUAUUGUUUUUUCAGUGUUCGAAAUGUCCACAAAAUCGCUGUGUACUAACACAUUUAAAAGCUUGUCGAAUUGGGUAAGCAGAUAUGGACGUACGGUCGUAGUUUUGUGUGUGAUAGAAUCGUGUAUAACGUGUUCGAGUUCUUGAAGUACAAUCAAAUCAUCACGGUUAAGGAAGACGCGACAUCCUUUAUUUGUACAAGAAUUUAAAAUGAAAAUAUUUUCCAAGGGAUACGAUUUUACAGAUAUCGUAACAACUGUAUCAUUUAAUAAAAGCGUUUCUUUGAUUUGAUUAUGAGGCUCGAGUAUUACUGAAAAAAUAUUGCCCAUCAUUGAAUAUAGACGGUUUAAUAAAUCAGGUUUAAGUGAAAUGUGACUAGACGAUGAUAUAAUAUGAAUCAUGACAACAAACUCGUCUUCUGGAUCGAAACCAACGUGGACAAAUUUUUGCUUGUUGUAGUCAAUUACAUAAACAGUCGAAUCAAUUAACGUAUUCGGCGGUAGUGGUGGAGAAUAUUUAUAACUCUUGACUGAAUUGUUUUCAACCGGCGCAGCCAUUAUAACACUGAUGAAAAUUUUAAAAAACUUAUUGAACACAGAAACUACGAUUCGAUGCAAGCGCGGACGAAGUCGAAACUGAUUUUACUUUUUCGUACAGUACUCUGUAAAGGCGUGUCUCUCGAAAUUCAUCACCGAAGUAGGGAUAUUACUUAUGCGCAAAAAUCAAUGUACGCCUACCUAUAAAUAUAGCAGGGUGACCAACGUGUUGCAUGCGGCAUAUGUCACAUUAUAGUACGUUUAUACCUAUGAUGGCGUUAAAAUUGUUUGAAAUCAAAUCGUUUUAAAUACGAAUUAAGAUAUACCCAUAGACGUAUAAUACAAUAGCUAUUUUACGUAUAAUACAUUGAAGCUAACAUACGACCGAGAGACAGACUGUGUUGCGAUUUUAUCAGUGACUUUAUAUAAAAAUUUUAAAAAUACUUUGGUUUCGCUUUAGAUAAUACUACUGAUAAGAAAACAUAAACACUAAUAAAUAUUAUGAUUUUUGAUAUUUUAAAUUUCAAUUAAAUUAUUAUAAUUCAAGAUAUAUUAUAUAUUACUAUAUUAAUUUAAAUUAAAUUACUAUUGUUGUUUUCAAUGUAAUGUAGGUUAACGACAGGUAUAUAAUCUGCAUUUAUUAAUACUCUGGAAACAAGAUUGAUAUUACAAAGAUUUUUCGGUAAAACCAUAUAAACUAACUUAGUAACCAAAGUUAAAAUGUAUUUAUUGUACAACUAAUCGUAUAUGUGUGUGUAUUUUACUUGAUAAAAAUAUAUAUCAAAAGACUCAUUAAAAAUUAAAAACAAUGGAAAUAGUCAUUACAAACAAGGAUGAAAAAAAAAAACAUUACAUUUAAUUUUGUAAAAUAAUUUAAAAAAUACUAUUCCUAGUGUUUAAAUAAAAUUAAUUUUGUGUAGUAUAACCUGAUUUUAUCAUCUAUUUCAUUAGUACUUUUGAUGAUGUGAUGAAGACGGAUCGUAAUAUAAUAAUUUAGAAUACACUUGGUAUAACUGGUAUAAACAUACAAAAAGACAAAACAUAAUAUCAUAUGAUCAUAGAUACUAAAUAUGUUUAAUCUCCACGAACACUCAUUACAUCUCGAUGGGCGACCGCCAACCAGUAUAUCUUUAAUCGUGUAAUAUCUAUGAUUUUGAUUUAUUUAAUUAUCAAUUGUCUACGGCUAUAACGCAUUAUUACUAUCUAAUUUCUAUAUAAUCUCUCGAGUAAACACAAAGUUUAAAAACUAAAAGAGCUAUCCUUAUUUUUAGUUAUAACUUCAUAAAGUACCAAGUAGGUACCCACCCACGUAUAAAAACUUAGGUGGAGCUAAAGCCCAAUCAGCCCUACCCGUGCGCACGCCCAUGCUGCAGUGUCUUAGUUGAAUUAAAUUAUCUACUUGUCACAAAUUACAUAAUGUGACAAAUAUAUAAUUGUAUCAGUUUCUACCUUUAAUAUAAGUACUUUGGACCGUGAUUUUUUAAAAAAUCAAAACAAUUUAAAAUUAAUAUAAUGUAUAAUAAUUAUAGUCUAGAGAAUGAGAGAAUUGUUACAAUUAUAAUUUUGCCUCCUCGUGAAUGAAUAUAAUGCACAUAAUAAUAUUAAACUAGGUAUUCUAUUUAAUUUUGUUAAUUUAAGUUCUUUUUUUUCAAGCAUAAUACUCAUUUGUCACUUUAAUCUGUUUUAUCUCAACCUUUCUGAUAGAACAGCUAGGUACCUAGGCUAAUCCAUUUAUUUCAAUAAAUACACAGCACAUAUUUUUCCUUAAAUAGUUUAAAAUUUUAAAUAAAUAUUUAUAACAUAUUUUGGUACUUAUUCAUAUUAUUUCUGAAGAUUAAGAUAUAACUUUAUUAUUUUUAUUUUUUAUUAAACUUGAAAAUGAUUAUGUUUAGGGUAAGAGUUACUUUUUACCAAAUGUUCUUAUUUCGACGCCUCUUUUUGUUUAACCUUUUUAUAUAAGAAUAUCUUUAAACAUUUUGGAAAUAAAUCUUAAUUUUAGAGUGGGAGUAAAAUACCUCGAUUUUAUUCAAUUUCACCGAAUAUUUCGGAAACGUAAUGACUAACGUGAUAAUAAAAAAAAGUUUUCAAAGGCACAUUCUGUUUUUUUUCUCUGUCGUAUAAUAGGUUGAUGGUAAUACUGACGAGAAGAACGUACAAGAGAAAUUCAUGGACACCCUGAAGGAGACGAUGAAAGGUGACAACAUUCCGGUCUACCGAGAGGAUGACGCCGUUCUCCCGCAUGGCCCAGAAAGGACCGUAGAACAGGCUGUGAUUGCCCGGCCGGCAGUCCCGCGGCAAAACGGUUUCAUACCGAACAGCGCGAACGACAACAAUCGGGUGCCGCAUUUACGUUACAACGUACGGGACAUGUACGCUCAAAUAGGACCAAACGACUCCGUGUUGUAAACGCAAUAACUACACCAUAAUAAUAUAUAGGUACCUACUUACUUAGGUUUGGUUUGGUCUGACCAAAACUAAUCUAACCUGGGCUACAAGUACCAACAAUGUAUAUAAUGCGACGAAAACAUAUAACACGAAAUAUCUCGGCUAGUGUAUAUAGGUACAGCUAAAAUAAAAUAAAAUAGCGGGAAACCGCGUAAUUUUAUUUAUUUAUUUUUUUUAUUCAAUUGUGGACUUUAAAAUUGUGCCCACGGACCCUUUGACUCUUGUCGUGUCUACUGAAUAAACCAACCCGUUUUUUCUCAUUCCUUUGAAUGCGAAAUUUAUUUUUUUGUUUUUUUAACCCUACCUUCAAAACGUCCAUUUUCAAAAUAGUUACCUAGGUACCUAAACACAUAAGAGUAUAAUAUAAUAAUAAUACCUGUAUAUGUGUGUAUUUUUUUUCGCCUAAUUUUUUUUAGGUACCAACUUUUUUGGUUUAAGCGAAUGUAAUGAAAUUGAAUUAACACUGAC
Molecule: messenger RNA, 60653 nt
Organism: Cinara cedri
Lineage: Eukaryota; Metazoa; Arthropoda; Insecta; Hemiptera; Aphididae
Source: the annotation of a GenBank genome assembly